AUGAGUAAGUCCGGCACUCUGAAAGUGAAGAACUUGUUCAAAAUCAAGUCACCUGAUAAGGAAAGUAAAGAGUUCAAACAGUCAAACUCGCUAAAAAGGGAUGGAGAAGCGACCAGCCCCAGACACAAGUCGGAGACUUUACCGGCGAGCCCCGGUCCUUUCAGCCCGGGGGACACAGUCACUCUGCCGGCUGAUGUUCUACCUCUUUCCCCGAAAGAAAAGAAGGUGAAGAAACUGCUUUCGUUCAAGCUGAAACGGAAGAAAUCCAAACGGAAAGAUGGAGGAGAGUUUUUCCCAGAGACUGAUGAACUGGACAGCUUCCACAGCCUCAGGUAAGAUGAAAAAAAUGACUCACCUUUAACACCAAUUAAUUUUAGCAUAUUUGCUUUAUUAUUUCUUUUUCCUCUGUGAAUCCACAGGUGGUCUUACAUACUUCACUCGAAAUAUAACAAACUAGAAAACACGAGGGCUACAAAAACCCCAUUUCUGAUAUAAAGAUAAAAUUCCAUCUAUUUUCUUGGCAGAGAAGAGUCAUUUAAUACAAAUUAACCUUUCAGCUUUAAAAAGUCAAAACAAACUCCUGAAAAGGCAAUGCUGCUUCUCAGAGACAUACUAAUUAACUGUGUUUGACCUAAUUGGUACUAUCCCAGCUAAGAGGUUUUAAGAAAAUAUGAAUCUGUCUGCUCAAUACACUUAAGCUUUUUACAGCAGCUGGAUCAUAAAAGAGAGCUGUGGAAAAACAACUGAAACCAUCAAGGUGGUCAAAAUGUUCCAUAUCUGAACUCCUUUAAUACGAUAUGGUUUGAAACUAUACUGUCAGUGUUAUUAUGAUACUAAAUAGCAUAAAAAGUGAGUUAGUUUGUGAAAAACACAGAUCUACGGGCAUGGUUUCAAUCCAAAGUUAGAGGGAGUAAACAGUGGUGGUCAAGUUACAUGAAGAUGCCAAGGAGUUUCAAUAUUGUUGUUUGGUGUCAUAUCAAAGUUUAAGACAACACUUUGCCCCGUGUUUCACAACCUGAUUGAACUGAAGGAGGCUCUGGAGUGUGUGAGAGAAAAAAAAUCUCACAGAACAACAGUUUUGCCCCCUGGCACUUUUCAGCCACCGUGGUACAGAGCUGUGGCACGACUAGUACAGUCAUGCUUAACUUUUGCAAGUUUGAAAUGCAGAGAGAGUUUGGCAAAUAAUGCGAGGAGAGAACCAACCGUUAGGCCGAACGGGAGAUUCUGGUGUGCAGUUCAAAUGUUUAAUUUGACAUGUCAAGUUUUCAGUCUGUGAGCAGAGGGGGCAAGUAAAUAUGAGAGUGCAGAUGUUGUAAUGUUGUUGUAAUGCUGUAAUGAUGUUGUUGCAUGCUUUCAAAUGUAGUAGGCCGAUCUUGUAAUGGUGUGAUGUUGGAGAUAAAACGAUGUAAAACAUUCAUAAAGGCAAACAUAAUUUAUUUUAAGUAAUUAGAGUAUCAGAGUAUUACAGUUACACCAUGUUAAGGUGGUAGCUCGAGGAGGGGAUAAUUUACAUUUAUAUACAUUUAAAUUUAUCUAUAUAUAUAUAUAUAUAUGUAUAUGUUUAAAGUAAUGUUUUUUUUUGUAAUAUUUUUGGUCACACAUACACAUAUAAACAUAGGUGUGUAUAUGUGACUUGAUUGUGGGAAGAAACCUGAGCACCAGGAGAAGACCCAGAGAAUAGUGUUAUUAGCUGGACUUGGGGUCUAGCACAGCUGCGGCUGCACUGCUGUGGAUGUCUAAAGUUCCUGAGGGUGGGCCGUGGUUUUAUGCUUGUGCUUUUUUGUGAUUAUUUUUUCAAUGUUUAAACUGAUGGGUUUUUUUCAACUUUUCAGUCACACAUACACACAUAUGUACAUAUAAACAUAUGUGAGUGUGUUUGUGUGUGACUUGGUUGUGAGAAGAAACCUGAGCACCAGGAGAAAACCCUACAGAAUAAUGUUAUUAAUUGGAGGUGUUUGAAUAUGUUAGUGGUUUGGGGAUGAGGAGUGUAUUAGCCAAUGGUUUUAUUAAUUUUUGAUGGAUGUUCCUCUUCUGCAGUGUCUUGAUGAUGCAGGUUGUUGGAUUUUAACACUUGUAAAGCCUCUCCUGUAUGGGGCACAGUGUAAGGGGACAUCUUUGCCAAAAAGCAGGUGAUCCUGUGUUCGUCUCAUUCGACGGGCUUUCCGCGUAUAAUACCUCAGUAAGGGUUCCCCUGUAUCAGCAGCUGUAUAUCCGUCCAUGUGUCUGAAUGCUCUUGUUUCUUUUCUGGGCUGGGGUGGGGGACUGGUCUUCAGGUCAUUGGUCAACUCUAGUUUGUUACAUAGAAUUCAUAGUUAUGCGAAAAUACAUUUGUUGUACACAAAUUUACGUUUUUAUGUAUAUAUCAAUUUGAUAUAAGUUAUGAGUUUUUUAUUUUAUUUUUAUUUUUAUUGUGAAUAUCUAUGUGUGAAUACACUCAGUCAGGAUUUUUUACUCAGUUUUUUUAUUCAUCAAUUUUUCUCAGUUGUUGCUUUUUUGUUUCUCCUAAAAUUCACUUGGAGAAAUAGUUGAAUAUAGCAGCAGGGUUCUUGUUUGAGAUCUAAAGCAGAGAGCUUAUUCAUGUGAAUAAAUAAGCUCUCUGCUUUAUUUUAUUUAUCUUUUUAUUUUAUCCCUAAACGAGAUGAUAAUCAGACACAGAGGCAGUGAAGGAACCACCAAAAUUAAACAGCAAUCAUACUUGCUUAUUGGCUAACGGUGCAGAAAUAUUGCAGCCUUUGUAGGAUUAUGUGGUGAGCAUGACUGUAAGGCAGAAAAUACCCACACUGACUCACUCUUCCCUGAAUAAAUUAAAGACUUCAAAAGAACCUCAACUGGUCUCAGUAAUGACAGAGACGUUUCUGGUGCUGUACUCCUGCAGGAUAUUCUCAGCUUUAUUUUCAACAUGUAUUGACAUCUAUUAUGUUGUCGGUUUGAUUCAAUGUGCUGACAGCAUUAAUCCAUUACCUCUGAGUCAGGAGUCAGGAAGCACAAAGUGACUGUGCUGUUGUGAUAUCAGAAAGGUUAGCCAUACAUAAUGCUGAAAUGACAAACCUGCUGCACAAGUAUAAGACGCUUCAAUGUGCAGUUCAGGUGCAGGGGCCAGGCUCACUUUUAUUGUUAUUGUGUCUGGAUCGAAGUACAGAUUUAUUUUAAAAUGGAUAGGGUUUAAACUUCUGAUCUAAGCCUGUUUGGUGAUAACAGUAUAUUACCUUUAUUGUAUGUUUUGUCUUUGCAUCAUCAAACUGAAUAUGUGUUCAAACAUUAACUCCUUUGUCAGUGCUGUUUGCUGUAGUUAAAUGAACCUUUUAAGUGCUCCACGAUGUCCCUCUGUAGGUUUAAACUUUUGUUUUUGACCCUGAGCUAUUGUGAAUCAUACUGCUGAGGAAAAGUGAUAAAGUAAGUCGGAAGACAAAUAAAAUUUACAACACAAAAUCCAGAAAUCAAGAAAAAAAAAGAGUUUCUGAUGGUUUGCAAAUCAUGGAAAACCUUUUUUUUUUUUUUUUAACUACUCUGUUAACUGUUGGGAACUUCAGCCACUCAACAAUUUGGCUCAACAGCUUAUAGACUGUUCACUAAUAAAAACAGGUCAAGUGGUUCCUUCUUUCAUGAAAACAGAGGACAGAGUAUCCGUGGUAUCCGUCAAAAGACUGUUCAGUUUUGAUUUGCUAUACCUCUGGACAGAUUUCUGAUUCACCACAGCUCAAACACAGAGAAGUUGCCGGUGAAUCUGGAUCAUGUUUUUACAUGGUUCCUUCUUCACGUGGUUUAGUUUUAACCUCCAUUUGUGUAUGCGAUGACAAACUGUGUCCACAGACAUUAUUGUUUUGAAGUGGUUUUUAGCCCAUGUGUGAUUUCCACUGCAGAGUCAUGUCUUUUUGUGAUGCUAUGCCUCCAGAGGACCUACAGAUCACCACCAUACAGUGCUGCUGGUUUUGGUCCUUGUCCUUGUGCAUUAGCUAUUGUUGAGUUUGCUGCUGUUAUAAAGUUACUCACAGCUUGCAGUUCUAAGCCUUCAUAGAGGGUCUAUAUGGAUAAAACAGUCCCCUGGUUCUGGUAAUAGUAGAGCCACAACCAAAGAACACUAACGAGGAACUUUAUAGGACAUACUGAAUUUACAGAGUGCAGAGCAAACAGUUCGAUAGAAUUUCAAAGUGCGGGAGAACUACAAAAAUCUUUCAGUGGGGGCUUCCUCUAGCAAGAUGCCAAAGCCUGGCAUCAGGUUCAGGCCGAGUCUUGCCAAGUUCGUAAAGGAAGCAUGAGGAAAGCCCAAAAACUUGCACUAAUAUCCCCAUAUCUCUUAUUUUUAGACUUUGCUGAGGCCUCUACAAGCAAGCAUUGGUUUCUGCCAUAGAAAAUUAACUCAAGUUCAGCGAUCUCCAGCAUUUACCCCUUAGAUCUGAAGAUUUUUUUGCUUUAAGGUAUUUUAUAAAUGAAUCAGUUUGGAUUUUCUACAUAUGGUUUGACAAAGGAGACCGUGUGUUAAGUAUUCAUCUUUAUGACUUUUAUAUUUUUAUAGAUGAAUCACUAAUAAAAGAGAUGAUUGUUGAGUUUUGAGCCAUGCACUGUAAGAAAUGUGUCAUAAUUCCAGACAGCAAACCUUUAUCUCUGUCUCUCUGUCAGGCUGUUUGUACAGGACUGAGCAAACAUACACCCUUUGGCCGCUCAGGUGUUUUUCUCAUGCUCUGUUUGAAAAUCAAAAACACGAAUAUAGUUUCAUACAGCUCUUGAUAAAGAGACUGUUAUGAGAACAAAUGGGAACACUUUAUUUAAGGCGUGUUUACUCAGUCUUUUUCAGCAUGUGACUUACGUGAGAGUGAUUCUGAAUGUCCAGGCUGUUGACUUGCAGGAAUGUGACCUGCAGAGCACCUGAGAUCUUUGCUGAGUGGGAACAGGUAGAGUUUAGCUAGACAGACAGAUAGAUAGAUUGAUAGAUAGAUAGAGAGAUAGAGAGAUAGAGAGAGAGAGAGAGAGAGAGAAAGAGAGAGAGAUACUUUAUUAAUCCCAGAGGGAAAUUCAACAACCUUUUACCGUUAAUGCUGUGGGAUAAGAAAAGGAUCAGAUUUUUGAGGUUUCCAAAUACAUGUUAUGUCUUAAACUCAAGUAUCAAAUCAACAAUAGGUUAAUUCUUAAGCAGCACAUCAAAAUAAUCUAAUCUAACCCCGUCACACCCCUCUGCAGAGACUGUGAAUUCCUACCUCACAAUUUCUAGACAGUCCCUCAGGUGAGGGUGUGGAGAUAGAAACCAUUAUGAACAAGUCGACAUUUUUGUGGACAAUACCAUUUGGCACCAUGGUAAUGCAGGAAUAAACAAGUGAAGCAGCUUUAAUGCAGUCACUUAUACCUUAUUUUGUGUGGAUAGUAGCACUGUUUCAGCUCUGAUUAUCUUGUGUCUUGUUCUGUGACUUUAAGUUCCGGGGUCACCCAGGGUUUGCUGUUGGAGAAACACUGUACUUUCCUGGUGGGUACAGUGUUCUCAACACAGAAGUUUAUGUAGUCCUUAAUGCAAUCUGUCAUGGUGUCGAUGUCAUCCCCAUGUGGGCCGCACAGUACAUCCCAGUCUGUGGUCUCACAACAGUCCUGCAGCGCCUCAGUGGCCUCCUCAGACCACCUCUUAACAUAACUGAUGGUGGGGGGUUGUUUCUUCACCAUAGGUAUGUAAAUGGGCUGCAGUCUCACCAGGUUGUGAUCUGAGCGGCCCAGCGGGGGGAGGGGGGAGGAGGUGUAUGCAUCCUUGGUGUUUGCAUACAGUAAGUCCAAAGUUUUAUUGUCUCUUGUUGGGCAUUCCACAUACUGGCUGAAGGUAGGGAGAGUGGAGGAGAGCGAUGCAUGAUUAAAGUCUCCAGAGAUGAUCAGAGACUGAGGGUGUGAUGGAGGAGGAGUUCACAGGCUGCAGCAGCAUCAGCCAAGGGGGGGAUGUAAACAGUUAACGUUAUGACGUGCGAAAACUCCCUUGGCAGGUAAUAUGGCCGCAAACUCACAGCCAGCAGCUCAAGCAUUACACCAUCUCUCAUUCACAUACACCGCUAUCCCGCCUCCUUUCUUCUUACCACUCUCCCUCAUGCUCCAGUCCGCUCUGACGAGAUCAAAUCCGUCCAAAGUUACGAGCGGGUCUGGAGUGAGUUCGUUCAGCCAUGACUCUGUGAACAUCAUGUUCACCUGGUAAAGACUUUUACUGUGUAGCAGGCAGCACCCAGCUCCAUGCCCCUUAGAAGUUUUGCACCACUAAGGUUUCUACAUUAUCUCCUAACUGACUGAUUGAAAGCAAGAAUUGAGAAUUGAGCCCUAAUUUGAUGUUACUGUCAUUGACCCCCCCCCCCCCCCCCCGCCUCCACUACCAGCAAGAUAAAUAAGUUAUGCACCUUAUUCCUGCAUCAGCAAGCACAACAUCAACUGCAAGUUCCUUCAAACUGCUGCACCAAGCUAAAAAGUGAUCUUACUAACACACUGGCUACCUGUGACUUUUAGAAUUGAUGCAAAGAUUUCAGGGCUUGUUUUAGAUCCUUAAAGACCCACUCUGAUUGCUUUUUUAAAAAUAUUUAAAGUGUUCUCAGUGGUCUUUAAAUUGUGAUUAUUAAGUUUUCUUUUGCCAAAAUCACGUUACCUGUGUCAUUUUCAAGGACAUUUCUUCUGCAAAGCUCCACUAGCUCGUUAGCAAUUCUCCUCUGAGUCAUGGGCUGCGACAGUGCUGCUCUGCACACUUCUCUUCACGCUAGUUUGCAGCCGAACAUUGUGCAGCAGAAGUGGCAGGUAACAUAAGAGCUUUUCAGCUCUUGGACAGUAAUGUCUUUGGCAACAUGAUGAAAGUUAAUAUCAGAAAAAUGUCAUAUGAACAUGUAGACUACAAGAAAUGCAUGAUUUUCAUUAGAGUGGGUCUUUAAAUGGCCAGACUCCUGCCUAUGUCAACCUCUGACCCCUUAUAAGCCUGACCACUGCCUAAGGUCAUCUAGCAGGGCCCUAGCUGUGGUUUGCCUGAGACAACUGAGCAUUUGCAGUCAAGGCUCUGCUGCUUCAGGACUCUGUCUGCUUGUAUAACUGAUUUACAAGCUCUGAAGUUGCAAACCCAGUUUUAUGUGUUUGAAGUUCUCUAGAAUUUUUUUUUUUCAUUUCAACACAAUGUCCCACAUACUGUGGUGACACCGUGACUGUUAAAAAUGUCAAAAUCUCUGUGAGGACCUUGAACCUGAGCCAGCUAUUUAUCAGCUAUCUGAAGAUGACAGCAAGGUGAAGUGACAAGAAAGGAGCCAAAUUCACCGUAUACCCAUGAGCCAAUCUCCUUCUUAUUACAGCCCCAUUUCCUUGUAAGUCAAACCUGACAAAUGACUUGUUGCUCAGCUGUAGAGCAGGUUUGCUGAGAGGCCAAAUCAACAAACAUCAGAGUCGCGGCACCUGAAUCCUCCAGACAGGUGUUGUCAGGUUUUGUGGCUCAGACCAUCUUUUGAAAGUGAAAGCGCUUGUUUGCACAAUAGCAUGGACUGACAGGCUGUUUGAAGGCUGAUCUGACUUGUGGCUCGAUCUAUAUUCACACCUGUUCACACCUGCUUAUUCACAUGCAAACAGAAGACACGCCUUCUAGAAAAAUGUCAAUAUCCUGAUGUUAUUUGUGGAUGUUUGUCUUUUACAGUUUAGACAAUGGAAAAUGUCUCUUCGGUGGAGCAGCCUGCAGCGAGUGUUGUGGGGUAGUGCCGCGCUUUCCAUCCUUAUUGGUCCGGAGUUAAAUGUGCAGAACUGUAUUUGUUCCAUACUUUGCAAAUGGUUUAUUUACUGCAACAACACCCUGACAAACUUCUACAAGACCAUCAAAGCUGUCACCGGCGUUGGCCUCUUUUUACCUGAUGAAGCUCUGGCUCAAAGCAUCGUCAUUCAAUGGCAAGUUUGCGAGUAAGAUAGUGUGCAGGAAUUGGCUUGCACUUUUGGAGAUAUUCCUCCGGGCACUGUAAUCUAAAUAUGUGAGGAAUUUUUCUUCUUUAAAAACUUUCUUGGAAAUAAAUUCCAUCCUUGCCUAAAUCACUUUGCGCUUCAGGCAAAUUCAGCCAGAAAAAUGUGAUAAUGUAGCAGCAUUCUUCUUUAGCUAAAGUAUCUGAGGCAUGUGCUGAUGAUAGAUUUUCCAGAGGUUAUGAACUUUUAUAUACUUAUAUAGUUAUAUAUUUAUGAUGUUGCUUUUAUAUAUUGAAUUUGAAUGAUUCUAGUCAAACUGCAGAAUCAGAAGGAAGAUCCUGAGAAGCUGACUUUCAAGUCAUUUAAAUUAAAGUGUAAUUCAGACUGCUCGAAACACUCAGGCAACACAAUCUAGCGCAAUCAGAGCACAAUUCUAUAUAUUCAGUAUGCUGAAAAAAAUAUAAGGGGUACAGUAAUACAAUUAAUGGUUUAGUACAUUUCUCCUUUUGGUCACAGUUUUUAGUUUUGCAGAACCAGUGAAGGAGGAAAAAAGCUAGUUAUCUAAAUCCUUAAACUAUUUCUUCAUUUGACUUUAAAGCACUAAAAAAAUACUUUAAGAUAUAUAAGUUAGAUACCAAAUUAAAGUAAAUAAACACAUGCAUUAUGCCAAGUACAGGCCAAUAGAUUAAAUCACUGAGUGUAAAGGCUCUACUGCUGUGAUUUGAUGCAUAUAGUAUGACUUUAAUUCAUUUCAUGUCUUUGGGGACAUAAUAUAACAAUUUUAAAUGCUUUAAUCUACUUCUACUUGAGCUGAGGAUCUAAACUGAUCACAGAGAUCAUUGUCAUGUUGCUAUAACAGAAAAGACAAGACAGUGCUUUUUUAGCCAAAUUUGAGCUAAAUCUUUGACAUCACCCAGUCCUGACAGGUUCAGCUUUGCAAAGAUAUGGUGAUCUAGACAGGUUAAAAUAGAGACACUUUAAAUUCUGACUGUGAAACCAACAAACCGGAUUUUUACCUCCGCCAAGAAGGUUAUGUUUUCGGUAGCGUUGGUUUGUUUGUCUGUUAGCAACUUUACGGAGAAAGUUACAGACGAAUUGACCUGAAAUUUUCACCAGAGGUGCGUCUCAGCCCCAGGAGGAUCCCAUUACAUUUUGGUGGUGAUCUGGAUCGCCUUCUGGAUCCAGGAAUUGAAGGAUUCUUUUUCAUUGUGAGAUAGGGAAAAUUUUGGAAUUUUUGCAUUUAACUCUAUAAAAAUGGCCAGAGUCUUUAGUAAAAAAAUUACACAAAGGAUCUCAAUGAGUUUUAUGAGGUGUCAAAGGUUGAUCCUGAUCCAGACAAAAUUCCGGAUACUGUGAUCCAGAACACACAAAAAUAAGGGUGUAGUUGGAAUUUUCAAUGCUGAAAGAUAACCAAUGAAGAUACAAGGAAGUAAACGCUUACAAAUAUUGCAUAAUAAAUCAUGCAUUUAUGUAUCUAAUAUGAUCUUUGUUGUUUUAGGGACAUUAUGAACAGUGAACAUACCAGUUUAAAUUCAAAUAAAAGUUAAUAAAAGACACGUAACAGUAAAAUUUUUGGUGUGAAUCACAAUAUAAGAGGGGACAUGAGCUGCUUGGCGGAGGUCUGCACUCUACGAGUGCUUUUCUAGUUUUGUUUAGGUUUCAGUCCAAUCCUUGAGAAAGAGUUUUGCAAACCCAGCAUGUGGUCUAACAAACAGAACUGAUUCAGGGGGCUUUUCAAUUCAAUUCAAAAAACUUUAUUUGUCCUCAGGGGACAAUACUGCAGGAAAACUAGUUCUAGCUAAACAGAUCGAUCAUCAAAUUUACUUCUUGGGGUGACGAAGCUUGCCAUUGACUGUUGAUCUUUGGACAGCGCCACACUUUCUGCUGUAUGCCUCGCUCUCAAAUGGCUGUGCAUACUUGUUGUUGAUUUGUGAUAUGCUAGUUUAACCUUGCAGAGUUUGCACUGCACUUGAUUUCUGUUUAUUUUCUCGAAGGAGCUCCACACAGAACUUUUAGAUGCAUGUGUAAGUACCUGCAUGUUUGUAUGAUUUGCAGCAUUACUGGCGUGACAUUUAGGGCUCUAUUUUCGUUCCUCGCUGGCGGCGUGGCGCAGGCGCAGCGUAAGUCAGGUCCGCCACGCCGACAAGGCAUGCCCAAGCACAUUUUGGUAUUUUGGUGAGCUGCGCCCCCUAUGUAUGCCCCCUCCCUAACUCAGCUCCUCCCAGCGGCGUAAGUCGUAGAGAGGGAGGAGAAAAGGCGUGGAGUGGGUUUAACACAGCCAAGACCUGUAUUGACCAAUCAUAUCAGCUCCUCUCCUCACCUUUAAAUCCGGCACCGGCAAGGCGUAUUACAAUUUUCAAAGAGUCAAGUCAAAGAGAUCAAGAGAUGGUUAAAGACAGCAAUGCCACACGAUGGCGACAGAAGGCAGCCCCUCCACAAGUGUCGCUGUAAGCGCUGCAGAGGGCAUCCUGCACACUUUCUCAAAGGGGGAUUUGGUGUGUGUAAUGUUGGACCCACCAGUAAGACAAACACCCUUUCCACAAAUAAAGACACUCACAUAAAGUUGCAUAUAUUCAAACCUCACGUGACAAAGGUGGGUUGUGUGCACAGAUCACAACAUAAAUUCCAAAAAUGGCAUUAAAAUUGGAUACACUUGUGCGUAAUGGACACAUCACCCUCCGUGGCCUGGCUCUUUCUUUCAUAGAUGUUGGCAUAUAAAAUGAUUUUAGCUAACACAACUGAAUAUUAUAAUAUUCAUAUGUAAGCCUAACUCCAGAUUGAAUAUUCACAGAAUUUUAAGGAUGUGAGGACAUUAGAAAAACGGGUUAUUUUAAAUGAAAGUUUCUUUAACUUUUUUGUUCAAAUUUUAGAAGUAAAUAAUUCAUCUUAUCACUAAAAUAAACCAUCUAUUCAGCCUUGCUGCCGCAGCAUCAGGACAGGGAGAGGACACGGGGACAUGUCCAAGUCAAGCUGUGCGAGAAAAAGGAGGAAGAGAGAAAGGGGGACAAAUUAAAUAUCUUGUUAACUUCAUCAUGUGUGACUGUUUACUGGGUAUUUAAUUUAAUGCGGUUUCAGCUGUGUUGAUUUGGUCAGGUUGAGUGUCCAAAUGCACUCAUCAGAUCAGAUAUAGAUCAGAAUAUAUCUAUAGACCUAAAUGUAUGUGCUGACUCAGAUUAUUAGUUGUUGUUGAUUAUUUAUUGCACUGAAAUGUUCCUGACACUGUGGAAACCUGCCAGUGAGGCAUCGGCGACGUAUGUGCACUACGCCUCCGGUCUACCAAAAUAUCACUAGACCAAUUGCACUCGCUGAAAAGCUGACCAGGUUUGAAUCGGCGAGCUUUUAGUGCACUUUUCACGUCGCUCACGAGCACGAAAAUGUCACUGCACCAGCUGAUUCUGUAGACACCUCCCCCUGCUGCACCACCACGCCCAGCUUGGCGGACCUCGGUACGCUUCAGUCUUCGAAAAUACCAAACUGGCUGUGCACCGGGCUCCGCCAGAUGAAAAUACCACUGCGCGGGGUCCGCCACCGUCCACUGCACCGCCGGUAGGCAUGAAAAUAGAGCCCUUAGUGUUAUUGCAUUAUCUCCAGAUGCCAGUAAAACGCCUUUUCUUUUGUUGUUGUUAAAAACAAAACCAUUGGUGCAUGAACUAUUCUAUUUUUUGAAUGUAAUGACUAUUUGAAUACUCGAAAAUCUAUGCCCAUCCCUAGUGGAGGCCAUCUGUCCUUAUUGUAGGUCCAUGUCUACACGCCUGUCCAUGUUAGCCAUUGGUCCAGCUGGAUAUUUAUAGGCCAGUUUAAUCCAGACAGAGCCAACAUACAACUUUAUCAAACUAUCUAAUAUCACAGCACUCUAAAAGAUCCCAUCUAACCUUUGUUCUUGGUUACAGUCAAGGGAUACAGCAAGAAGGUGGGCCAGUUAAUCAGAGGCACAGCACAGCUAGUAGCUGGAAGCUGUAUUACACCUAAGACACAGCAUUUACCAAGCAUUGCGGACCUUCAAUGAUCACGUUCACUGGCUCUUUCUAGCCGUAGUGAUAAAUGUUUGUCUAGCUAAGUGUGUACAUCCUGACAGAGUAUACUGUUAGUUUGGUGAUCUCAUAGAUAUUGGUUUGUUUUCAUUGAUAUGUUCGCAGUGAUAAGUAGGAGCAUUCAUUGAACAGCAUUCUGGCUGUCUGGCACAGUUGUGUAAGAAAAGGAAAAAUAAAAAAAAAACACUUAUUAACAGGUGAACCACUGAGUGUUUGGAAUAAACAUGAUUUAUAUGUAGUGUGGUAGACAAAGCAGGUAGCCAAUAUCUGUAGAUCAUGUCUGAACAGAUCUACUUACCUUUGGUUGCGAUCCAAUUAAUCCCUCAACCUGUUUGUUUUUCAUCAGGGUUUCUUUUGCAGGAAUGCACUUAUCCAGCAAAGCUUUGACUCAUAGCAGUUUCCAGUAGAUCAGGUGAUAAGUAAUGAUAACGACUGCUGAUUGACUCACUGCUGAUGUAGUUCAGGGAAAACACAUGAAUUUGAGUCAGACCUGCAGGGGUCUGAACAGGUAUUGCGUUUUAUGCUGAGGAUUUGUACACUGUCAACUGAAAUGUAUAUUUGUUAAGGCUUGUCAGUUUCCAUAUUGGAUACUAACAAUAGUUCUCUUGAUCAGGUUUGCAGAGGUUUUGGGGAAAGAAUGCCAGGCAGGUUGGGUUGAUGAGGCUAAAUGCUCUGUGAAGGAUCAAGAGGAAAAAAAAGCUAACGUUCUAUUGAAGGAUGUCGCUCCAGGCUGAAGGUUGUGAAAUGUGGUGUAACUCUUUGUUCCUGUAAACCAGUUCAGUUCCUCACCAAACUUUUAUUCCAGCCUAAAUCAGACUUGUUUUUCAAAUAUAAGACAUGUUGAACAUUUCUUUUUACCACUUCGGGGCACAGUAGUUGUUUUUUUCACUUUACUAUUUCAUCAGAUUAAGGCCGGACAUCUUGAAAGUAGUUAAACUUAAACUAGCUGUAGUUAAGCUCACAGCCCCCAGAUGCCUGCUCAAGAGUACUGCUGAAAACCACUCUACUCAUUGUUUAUUUCUAUUUUAACUACAUGGUUUGAAUGCUUUUAGUGAGGAAGCCCCUGUGUAUAACUCAGCAUUGCAUGUACUUGUGAAUAAAAGUCUUAUGUCCAAAAGCGUGAGACAAACUUAGCUAACAUUAGUGUCAGCUCAGCCUGCAGCCCCCUGACGAUUUUAACCUAAGAGCACUUAAAUCAGUUGGUCUAAACUGUUUAAUUGCUGUCUCUUCUUGUAAUUAGAAGUCUUUUUAAUUGAUCAUUUGAUCCACACACUUUCAGGAAGCAGCUUUGUUUUGUUUUGCGUGAUUCAUGCAGUUGUGACGUCCAUAUUUGCAUGUUUUGUAAUACACAGUCUGUUGUGACAUAGCUAACUUGCACAACCAGUUAUUGACGAGAUAAAUUAAUACACGCUGUAUCAUUUGCUCUGGUCAAUUAACUAAAUGAUUCACAGGAAUGUCUGCCCUUUGUGCUGCUUUCUUUUGUGCCUGAUGCUGCAGGUUAAGAAUAACAUCUGCCCUCUUAAAGUCGACUUCCUUCUAUAGUUCUAUCGUUGACAGAUCCAUCAACGGCCAAUUGAAACAGAGGCUUAAAUGCAUUUGAACCAUACCUGUCAAUGACUUAAUUACUAACCCACAAGCACUUAGGGUUUGUCUCGGCUCCUGUUGUCUCACAAGGUGUUUCUCAGUCAGGAGUGACUGAAAGUAGUUAAGUAAUAGCUUGACACGGUUGUGUUCACUGCAAAUGGAACAUGCAGCUAAACAGAGUAUAUAUAGGUUGAUAAAAUCUCUUGUCUUUGUGAAAACUUCUCCAGCAAGCUCUGCUCCGACUAUUGUUGUCUGUGUUGUCUGGGAAAUAAUGAGUCUGCCACCAGAACAACCUGAAAUACAUCCUUCACAAGAUCAGCUCCUACCAUUUCUACACAUAACAUCCUGUUUAGUGUGUCAAUCAAAAUGUGGAAUAAGAAUUACGGUUAGACACCUUAUAUGUUUGCCAAAUACUUAUCAUUAAAUUAAAUGAAGACUCCCUGUUCUGACCCAAAACAAGCUUAUUAGCUUGUUUACGCUGUAGGUUUCUGCACCCACAACGACAACAACUACCAGGAUGAGCAAAAAAACAGACUGAAAAUCUGCCUUGCUUAAUUUGUUUGCAUAAGUCUCUGUGACAGCAUGUGCAUGUUUACAUUUUACAGUCAUGUGACAAACAGACUCUGCAUGUAGAACAGUAAGGUCUGUGUAUGUGUGUAUGUGUUUGAGGUAGGAGAUGCUGCUCUUAAGUCAUAUUUAAUGGAUGUAUAUUUUGUAUCAGUGCUGAUGAUCAGACUGCUUAUGCAGAUGACCAACAUGCAUUUUCAACAGUCUAACAGUCUGUGGUUCAGCUCCGAGUGUUUUAUUGAAAUAUGGUGAUUCUGCAUUGAUUGGCAUUUUACCAGACAGUCAUACAUUGGUUUAUCUUUAUUGCUUUGAUUGUCUUAAACGUGUUGCUGAUUUGCAGAGCGAGAACAUGUCAGAACCUUUUUGGAUCACGACUCCAAAUGUCACCUGUUGCAUUAUGUAAAAAAUGGACAGGAUGUGAAAUGCAAUGAAAACAGUCUGCAGAAAAUGUUAAAAAACUCUGGGAAAAGUGUGUCUUUCAGCCAAAAUGGGCACAUGGGCUGAUGCAAAACUUGAGACACAAGAAAAAGCCUUACACUGAACUGCUAAAUUAGACUGGGUAUCAGUUCCAGCUGAUAACCCUGGUCCUGACAGGCUGUUUUGGUGUGUAUUGUGUACCUGAGGACUGUUUGAAUUGUACUUUGACAGCUGUGAUACUGCUGAGUUUGUUGAUUCAGUGUGUCACUGUUAUUCCAGUCAUGUUUGUCAUUAUUCGCUGCUUUUCAAUAGUUCCAAAGCAAUGAGUUCAUUGAAAGAUUUGAGCCAAAACUGUGGCUAUAAAGAGUGUAUAAUGCACCAGUCGUAGCGUCCUGUAUAUUGCUCUUAUGUUUCUGUUUUUGUGCUUCAUGGCUGUCAGUUUAUCAGUCGGUUUAUUAAAUUCUGAAGACACUCUGGAUGGUCCUGUGUGGCAUGCUGAAAAGUGCUCAGGAUGGUUGGGUGUUAACUCCAGUGCAAACACUUUGUGUUGCCCCUUUAAGCUGCAGUGGGCCUUCACUCACACAGCCAUUAAAAUAAAGCAGGGAAGGAGCAAAUAAGCAGGUAGGAUGUAAGCAAACAUGACCUGGAUUGGAGCAUGAAAGUGGCACUUGCUGUUAAACCUCUGGAUUUCUAUAUUGAAAGGUGAUACCGCCGACUGUACUGGAAAGUGCGCAUUCAUGCUGAGAAUCAGAGUUUCUGCACAAGCACAUCUCCAGGUCUGUAAGAGGAGGGGAUUUCAGCAGAACUGUUGGCUGACUCAUGUUUUUCCAAGUUAAUAGACGUUGUUUUUUGUGAAAGGUAUUUGAAGAAUACCACAGUUCACUGUUUUAACAGAAAAACUCUGAGUGAUUUAAGGGGACAUGCAGUUAUACCUGUCCAACUUCUGUGCCUCCAAACUCAUGUGUCACUACUGUUUUACAUUUGCAUAAAACAAAACAAGACAGGGUUGCUGAUUCCUUUAUUAGUUUGUCAGAAAAAAAUAUUCUAUUUGCACAUAAUAUUGCAAAAGCUUGGUGUAAACUUGUAAUUCAAUAAUUUUAUACAUCUACUUCUAUGCUGAGAAGUCCCUGAGGUUAAAUGUUAGAAACAAACACCCGUAAAAGUAGUCCACAUAAAAGUUGUUUUCCAGAUUUUAUAGACUUGGUAUCCUGCAGGGUCUCUAUUCCAAAUUGACAGCUCAGUACCUGUCGAGAUAAUAAUGCCAUCAUGCUUUGAAGGGAAUUUACUCGAAAAAGAAAAAGCUUGAGGAUCAGAAACUGGAGCUCCUUUUUAUUAAAGCUCCUUCAGUUGUAUUUUGACGGUUUAAAGAGAAGCAGUUGCUGAGAGAUUUGUGCAGGCUGUAGAAACCAGAGAGGCAUUUUAUUUGCUCUACUCCCGAUAUUGAAGGUGCAGUGUGUUGCUUUUAGUAGCAUUCAGCUGCCAUCUUGCACCUCCAUCUUUCUACUGUAACACAGAGGGGACAAAGUAGUAACAUGCAAGCUUUUCUAUUGAGAAAGCAGCUACAAAAAUGCACCAGCUGGAAGUUUUUGUGCAAAAAGAAAUUUCCUUCAUGAUGUUUCUGAUGGUAAAACUUGUCAAAUGGGUAUCAUCUUUAUCAUUCAUUACUGGAGCUUCUGGUCCUUAAAGAUGGGGUAGGGAGGAUCUGAGGAGGUGCCAGUUUUUGGGGAGGAAUCUUGAAUGUAAACACUAGCCCUCCCAACCAGUUUUCCCCUCAGCUCCUCCUCUCCCCUCCCGCUCUGCUCCAGCAAGCCCCGCCCAUAAACAGCAUUGGUGCUAUUAGGGCUGCACGAUAUAUCGUUUGAGCAUCGUCAUUGCGAUGUACGUGUGUGCAGUAGUCACAUCGCAGAGCUUGCGAUGUCUGAGGUGAAUGACCUCAUCUAAUUUCAAGGGUAACUGACUGAGAAACACGGCAUGUGACUCUGCAUGUGCUGUGCAGCGAUCCACCAAUCACCUUCGUUCUUUACUCAGUUGCCAAUCAGACUACCCUGCCAGCUGUCAAUCAAAAUCAGAGAGGAGGAAACCCACCCCUGCACAUGUUCUGCACAUGGAGUGAGUCGCUGGCGCUAUUGGAGUUGAUCCUAGAAAUGCGUGUCUACAUAUGCACUACAUUUUUGUCAGUGGUUACGUUUUGAGAAAAGGUUAAAAAAAGACGUUUUAUUUUCAAAGUAAAUUUAGAUGAAGUUGUCACUGAAUAAAAAAUCAAAAAUUGAGUUUUCAGAAAAAAAAAAAUUGGAUUUUAUAUUUGGCCAAAAUCAUGCAGCCCUAGACUAGACGUCAUCAGUUUUUUCCAUUUCUGUGAGGGAUUCAUUGGAUUUUUGCACAUAUCCAAUUCUGCAAUAUUUUCAAACUCAUUUUGACUGAUAUACCAACAUAGAUACCAAUAUAUGCCAUGUUUCUUUCCUGUAAUAGAACUUGCCUGUCAUUCAGUCUAUAUGUUUAAGAAAUACCCUUAAAACAAUAUAAACAUUUGAUUCUUAGAUACAUUUAUUCCUUUUAAACAUAGACAUUCAAUAAUGUGUCUGUAAUAUUUACAGCACUUUGCCACAUGUAGACUGUCUUGUGCUGUGCUUUACUUUUUUCCUGUAGAUGAUAAUAGCUGCAGAAUUUUGACUAAUUUGUCACCAGUACUGAACUUUCGAAGCUAUUAUCUGCUGAUACCAAUACUAUUCCAAUAUUAUUGUGCAUCCCCAGUUUCUGCACACUGAACCUCUGAACAGCUGAGUCUGAUAGAGCUAUGAUGUAAUUUUAACAGCUAAAAAUUGCAGCAGGAAAAUCAUUCGAAAGCUGUUUGGUUUCAGGCAGGCUUAAGUCAAAAAUGCGUGAACUAAAAGUGACCACAGUGAUGACUUGAAAAAUAUACUGCCAUCAUACAGCUUUAGUGUCAGACUGGAAUUGGGCUUUUAGUUUAUUGACUUUGAGUCAAUGGAUGAUGAAAAGAAUUCCACAAAAGAGAACAUAAGAUAAAGUAGAUUCAUGCCACUUAAAGAUAUUUUCCUAAAGUCAACAUGUCAGCUCUGAGAUCUGCCAUAUUAAUAUUCUCCUGAUCUUAUAACAUCACAGCUGUCUCUCAGAGUGAGUUGUAGUAAUAAAAUACUGCAUGCAUGUCAUUUCUUCACUUUGACUUACUUUCUGAAGUUUGAUCCCAUAUGUUCAGCUGUAGUUUUAUUUAGGAGUAUAAUGAGGUCUGACUUUGCAGACACUUGAAGGUCUUCAUGAAUAUGUUGACUUGUUUCCUUCUGCACACCAUGACACUCUAGUGGAAGUGUACUGUGGUGGCUACAGUCUGCUGGUUGUUACAGACCCGCCCAGCAUCUGGCAAACAGUCGUCCUCGCUGAAAUUGAUCCAGCCACUCCCUAACGCACCCUAGCUCUGACAAACAAGCAUUAUGUUUUCAGUGUGAAGCCAAUUUAUAUCUCCAGGUUAUGUAUUGAUCCACUUCAUAAAUGUUUGAUAAACAUGUCAUUUAUUACUUUGCAUAACAUUAGACCUUUAAGCCCUGAAGACAAAUGAAGACUUGUUAACACAUGACUAGGAGAUAAUAAGACCAAAUGCAGAGUAUGAGCCUCCUCUGUUUGCUGCAUGAGCCUCCUCUGUUAGCAGCAUGAACCUCCUCUGUUAGCAGCAUGAACCUCCUCUGUAAGCAGCAUGAACCUCCUCUGUUUGCUGCAUGAACCUCCUCUUUUAGCAGCAUGAACCUCCCCUGUUUGCAGCAUGAACCUCCUCUGUUUGCUGCAUGAACCUCCUCUGUUUUUUCUGCUUCAAACAUCAGCUCAGCUCCAACUUUCCUACUGGGCACCCUGACCUUGGAACAAUUUCCAUCAGGCAGGAGUCCAGCAUUGUCCAGUCUGUGUGUCAGCAUUGGUUGUUAAUGUGUAAAGUAGUAAAGUUACAGCUCCCUCUUUCAGGUUGCUCCUGGUUUUCAGUUGUCUUAUAUUAGAACUGGAUAUCCUCCAUAAACAGCCUUCAGUGACUCAUUACACCCCUCAUAUACACAGUGAAGGGUGAGUCAGUUGAAUGCUUUCCAUCCCUUGUUUGAUUGUAUCCAGUAGUUCAGCUCUGCAGAUCAGUCUGUAGAGUUGCUGAGCUCUCUGAAAGCUGUUUGUCUUAUUUGUCUGAUUGUUUCUGGGAAAUGAAAGAUGACUUUUUGUUAGUCUUUUCCUUUUCCCCGUAGCAGCAUGUUGUAACAGUGGAGUUGUAAUUUCUGGGGAAGGUGGAGAAGCUGCAGUAGAAGCAGAGAUGUUUUGAUAUCAGCGUUUUUACUGGCUUUGAACAUUGUUUGAAACUUUGCUUUUGUCUUCCAGUAAAUUAUGGAGCAAUGAUAACGAAUAUCUACAGUGGCAUUCAAGCAGACAAUACUUUGCUUCGAGCCAUAAAAAUGCCAGCUCUCUGUGUUUUUUUUUCUUCCCUAAAUAAUAUCUGGAGUUGUCCAACAAGUCACCAAACUGGACUGGAUAAAUGCCAGUAUACUUAUAGGUUUAAGUAUCUAAAUUUAGACCUAGAAGAAAAAAGAUAUGAGAAAUGUUUUUAAAAUCAUUCAAAUGGAAGUAGUUCAUGAUGUUUGUAUAUGGAACUAGUCCAAUACAGAAGUGGAUGUCUUCCAUCACGCUGUGAUACAUAAGUUUGUUUUGAAGAGCAUUUAAUACAUCCAACAAAGCUCAGGGUGAUCUAGAAAUGUUCCCCUCACAUAGUCUGUCCAGCAGAGCAAACAAAUCUAGUACACUGAAAAUGGUUUUACUUAUUUUUACACCUGUAGUUUCUAACAUCCAGUGCCCUCUUGCAGGCUCUCAUCCUGCAUUUUUGAGUUUUCUUUCUUUUUGACAAGUCAGUGAAUUUAAAUUGUAGUUAGAACAACAUAGAACUGAGUCAGUUUGUAACAUCCUGAGCCGCCAAAUUUUGGUCUCAAAGAUCUCAUGUUAGUUGGGUUUAGGUUGACAGAAGUUGGUUCAUGCAUGUGCAGGGAAAAUGUUUUUUUUUAGACUUGAUUUUAACCCUGCAGAUGUGCAGUUUGAUUGGUGCAGACGCAUACCAAUCCAAAUACUUGCAGAACUAAAGGUAAUUCAAAUCCAUGGUCCCCACAUGGACCAGAUAAUGGGAAAGCACCAGCCUUUGCCACUGAGACGUUGGUUUUCCUGAACUUACUUUCUCAACAAUUCACCGCCAAACACGCUGAGUUGAAAUUCGUCUUACAUCUAUGUUCCGUUUCCUGCUGCGAGCUCAAACUGUGCCACCUGUGAUCAUCUGUGUGUGAGUGUGUGUGUGUGUGUGUGUGUGUGUGUGUGUGUGUGUGUGUGUGUGUGUGUGUGUGUGUGUGUGUGUGUGUGUGUGUGUGUGUGUGUGUGUGACAGAAGGGGUUGGAAGGGGAAGAACACAGAGUGCUCUCAUUGAAUAAAAGUAAAAUGUGUCUUCUUUGGGGAAGAAAUGCCCAUGAACUAAAAACAGGUCCUCUCCUGUCCUUAUUCUAAAAAGAAGAAACACAAAUAUGCAUAAACAAAGUGAUCUGGAAAGCCCAAGACCUAAAAGUGUGAACUUCAGCUGCCCUUUCACAUUUAGCAGCUUCAACUUAAGCUUAAAUCACAUUUCCAGCUCUGGUAGCAUUCACUCUGAGAAUGUAGAACAGCAACAUUUCAACAUUACGCAGCAUUUCUCCAGAGUCUCUUACUCUCAUUCAUAUGUUGAUUGUUUUCAGACAAAGAGACAGCAUAGGUGAGCUCAGGAGCAUCUAGACAAAUAAUUUUUCCUAAAGCUUCCUUUUCUUCUCAAACAGAUCCUUUUAUCCCUGAAACACCAAUCUUAACCCCCUGAAAUAUUUCCGGGCUGACAUCAGUUUCCAUGGUUUGUCGAAGCCAUAACAGCAAAGAGUUCUCGUUAAAACCUCACACCUCUUUGUGUGCUUCAACAGUAGAGCUUUGUCUGCAACAAAAAACAGUUUCAGACAUGUUGGAGCUGGUUCAAGCCUGCGCAUUGACAGAGACCUGGAGGAACAGACUUCAUGCAAAUCGUUUGACAACUUUAAAAAGGACAGGUGUCAUUCUUACAGACAGAUUGUCCAUUUGGAUGCAGAGGUAGGAAUUAGCUCUCAGAGAGAGCUGUGGAUGAUGACACUUGGAUCUGAGCCGUAUGUGCUCGCAGACAUUCCCUCUCUUUCUGGUGUCAUGUGAGGAUCAGAGGUCAGAGGGUGCAUCACUCACUUUUUCCCCUUCACACUAAGCUUCUGUUGAAUUCACCGGCCAUCAGAAAGCCCGCCCUUUUAAACCCAGCCCCAACUCUUUGAUAUGUAAGUCUUUAUUGUAUGUUUGAUUUGACUUUAAAGCCCAGGUGCAAACCUCAGGAUCACGGGCAAACCCUCAGAAAAAUAAAGCUUUGGCAGGUGGCCUUUCAUGCUGCAUUUAGACCCUUUGAACUUAUGAGAGAGUUUCUCAUUCAUGCCACUAAAAAUACACAAAUUCACUGACAGGAUAAUUAUUUUUCAACUGCAAUGUUAAUGCAAGAAUUAGCUUUAUUUUAUAAGAUGUGUUCACACAGUCUGCAUAUAUAUUUUAGUGCAGAUAUACCAAUAUAAAACUUUCCAUGCAUAUGGAGAGACAGACAGAGAGAUAAAGAAUCUGACAACUUUUCUACUAUUUACAGCCUUCUCAGCAUUGUAUGCAGUAAUGGGGGAUGUGAUACUGGGAAAAACUGUCAUUAAGAGAUGAUAUUUCUGUAACGUAACAUCUGAUACAAGAUACCCUGCUUUUUGUUUGUAUGCACCCUCAGACUGCAUGAUAUGAGAAGAAAUCAAAGUUUAGCUUAAUGUAGACAUCAGAUUCUAGAUUGAAACGCUCCUCUGCUCACCUCUCUUAUCAGAGAGGCGAUAGUGGCCUCCAACUCCAAGGACAAGAAGCUUCUGUGAUUCACAGGAGGUAUGAUUUGUCAUGUUCUUUUUUGUUUCCUCUGCAUGGAAAAACAAUUUUGCCCACCACAUUCACUGAAAAAUGUAGAUGUUUUAGUAAAAAAAAAAAAAAAUUCACUAUUGCGGUCAAAGCAGUAAGAAUUUGUAAAAAUGUUUCCAAAUCAGUCGAAUAUUCUAGCGCUACCUGAGACUAAUUGUACAAAGACAAAUCUUCCCUGCACUUAUCUGUCUGUUUGUAACUCCAAAAAAACAUGAUGACACUUAGCCUGAUACUGUAGGCACAUCCUUCGAAUGUCGCACUGGAGUGAAAUCAGUUGAGGCCUGAAAUCUCAUGUCACUACACACAUCAGUUCACAUGUUUGAGUAAUCCGUUAUAAAACUUGAUCCAGCAGCAGAAUCUGGGUUAGAGCCUCCUGCUCCCCUCUCUGCACAUGUUUCAGCCUGAGCAGAGCCCGGUGUCAUUUAAUCCCAGUAUGUCUGUUUGAUUGACUGAAAACAAGCUCCUGCAUGUUUCUUUGAGAAAAUAGGAAAUCUAGAUUCCUGUCAGACACUUAUGCUCUAAUAAAUAACUUUGUUUAAAAAUGUCAUUUUUCAAUCCAUAUUGAAAUAUUGUGUGUAGGCUUAGCUCUGCGGGUAAGCUGUGUCAUAUGAGUUUUCAAUUUAAGCUUCUAUGAGGAACGUCUGGUUAAUGUCAAUCCUGGCGCCCCCUGUGGACAAAGCAAUCUUUCCUUACUUUGUCCAUGACAUGCUUUAGAGGUGAUUCAUUACAGCAAAUCCCCCCCUGCAGACUUUUAACCGUCAGAUGUGUCAUUCAUUGUAAAUAUAUUUUAUGAGGAAAUUGAAAAAACAUGGCUGUUUCUUCAACUGUGAGGCUUGGACCUACCCCCUCGUACUGGAUAAGACAAUAAGAAUAUGGGUAAAGCAAUCUUCAGUUUUAUCUCUUUUAGUCUUGUACAUCAUUAAAAGGCAUCAGUGUGAGUUUCAGUCAAACAUCUUAUCACCAAACAUGGGUCUGGUAAUCUCACUAAUUAAUAGAGAAGCAUUAAUAGUGGACAAAGAGUGUAAUGGAGUCUCCAUGACAGAGUUAAUGUCAACAACAAUUAUGCUCAGCCUUACAUCAGCUGUAUUACAAAUGAAAAGAGGUGCAGCUCAACCUCAGCAGACUUAAUCUUUCAGUGUACUCCUGGUACCUUUGACCUUCAUUCAGAGUUCUCCACCAUGACAAACAGACAAACAAUAUAGUCCUCUCAGAAGUGUUUUUUAGGAUCCUAGGAAUUUGCACAAGUGUCCUGGGCUCACCCAAACAAUCCUCCCUGUCUCCUCGUGGAGCUCUGCAAAAUGAUACCCUUAAAGCUGAACAUGAUAUUUGUCUCAUGUUUUUAAUUUUUUAUUUAGCGCAUUUAAAAACCAUUAUGUGGUUGUAAUAACAUCAACACUAUGUGCCUGUUCCAUCAGGCUGGAGAAGGUGAGGCCUGCACAAAGAAUGUAAAUAUGUGCAACAGACAGUCCUCUGGAUCUGCUGAGUGUUUCACAGUUUCAGAGUGUGGAUUAAUCCUCUCUGUAGACUGUGCUUUGGGUUAUUGACAUGGCCUCAUAAAGCAAAGAACUGGGUACUCUAUGCAACAACCCUUGGAAAGUUUGCUGCUCUGGGUGAUCUUAUAAACAUUUCCAGUAAUAAAUACCAGAAAGUUCUCCAGCAGUUCAAGUGUGAUCGCAGAGCGGCAUUAAAUAAACAAUUUUCGCAGUGUUGGACGGUGUAGGCACAUGGAGGUCAUAUCGUGUUCUGCAUGUUUCAGUUUAACCUCCAUCAGGACUCCACCUUAGAUUCUGACUCCAGAGUACUGCCUCUUGUUUUCAUUGUCUUUCCAGUGGCUCUGCUGUAAAACUUGUCUGACUCUGCCCCCUAGUGGGAGAAAAAAGACAUUACAUAGAAUGUUGUUGGGGUGGUCUUGGGUGGCAGCUACAGAGAAACACUAUCAAGAUAAUGCUACAGGUGUUUAUAAUUAUGUGUUCAGUCAACAGAUAGUUUCACAAAUAUAACUGAAGUUAUUGUGGUAAAAUGGUGAUUAAAACCAUUAUCUCUCACUCAUUGAUAGGACAGUCCUCUGCUUAAUUCUCAAGGAUGUGUCUGUAGGGAGCUCAAAGGAAAGACUCUAGUCCUUUGCACUGAAAGGACUAACUUGAUGUGGUUCAGGUAUCUGAUAGGAAGGAAGCCUCUCUUUGAAGGUCUUCAGGGAAUGUCCAACUUGGGGAAUACCCAGAACAUGUAGGUGGGAUGAUAUAUUCCAUCUGGCCUGGGUAAACCCCUGAAUUUCCUCAGGGGAGCAGGAAAACCUGCAGGGGUGGGAGACUUUGGAGGAAUUUGCUUUGCUUGCUGCUGCUGUGACUCAACUCCAGAUAAGGGGAAGAGAAUGGACGAAUGAAUAAGGCAAUACAUAAGUAAACAGUCUUUCUGCACAGUGGGUUGAAGACUUUUUGAACCAUUUAUAUGCAAGGUUUAAAGUGCAUGGUGCAAAGUGACUCAGUGGUGCACAAACACAGAGCAAAGGUGUUGGAUUGAAUCCUCUGAGUAUAUUUCUAAAUGUGAUUUUAAAUGAGCUCUGAGAUUUGACUGAUAUUUAACUGGUUGUUUGUCCUUUCCUUAAAGUCUCACUCCGGUGUUUUUUUUUUUGUUGUUGUUUGUUUGUUUGUUUUUUACUACUUAAAGUGUUCUCAGUGGUCUUUAAAUUGGGAUCACGAAGUUUCUACCAAAAAUUGCAUUACCUGUGUCGUUUUCAAGGGCUUUUCUUCUGCAGAGCUCCAGCAGCUCAUCAGCAAUAUGCCUCUAAGUCAUGGGCGGAAAAAGCAGUGCUCAUGCUAGCAAGCAGGUCACAUAGGAGAUAUUCAACUCUCAGACACUAAUGUCUUUUGGGACACAAUGAAAGUACGUAUCAUAGUUAGCUUUCUUACAAGCAUUGCAAUCCGCUAACGUACACACUUGUUCUGCGAUCGUUCUCUGUAUUUCUCCGCUAUAUGCAGAGUGUGGCCUGCAUAGCAAGGCUCUGGGGGUGGGGCUUGGAUUGGUUAUGUAAGAAAUCUCUCUGUUUCUGAACUUGCCAUUUGGGUCUGCCAGAGAAUACUCAGAAAUGCAAUUUCACAUUUAUUUUUCUUAUAUGUCCUGUAGCAUCAGAAAAAUACCAUAUGAACAUGUAGACAACAAGAUAAACAUGGGGCUCUAUUUUUGUGUCCACCGGUGAGGCGACGGAGGGUGGCGGACCCCGCGCAGUGGUAUUUUCGUCUGGUGGACCCGGCAUAUAGCCAGUUUGGUAUUUUCAUGGACUUAGGCGCACCGAGGUCCACCAAGCUGGGCAUGGUGGCGUGGCAGAGGGAGGUGUCAACAGAAUCAGCUCAGUGACAUUUUCGUGCCCGCCGGUGGCGUAUAAAGUGCGCUGAAAGCUCGCCGAUUCAAACCUGGUCAGCUUUCAGUGCAGGCGGAGUGCAGCUGGUCUAAUGGUGUUUAGGUAGACCGGUGGCGUAUCGGCAUACGUCACCGAUGCCUCACCGGCAGGUUUCCACAGUGUCAGGCACAUUUUAGUGCAAUAAAUAAUCAUCAACAACUAAUAAUCUGAGUCAGCACAUACAUUUAGAUCUAUAUAGAUAUUCUGAUUUAUAUCUUAUAUGAUGAGCGCGUUUGGCACGUUUUUGGAUACUCAACCUGACCGAAACAACACAGCUGAAACCGCAUUAAAUUAAAAAAAUAUCUAGUAAAUAGACACACAUGAUCAAGUGAUCAAGAUAUUUAAUUUGUCUGCCUCCUUUUCUUUCUUCCUCUUCCUCUUAUUUCUCGCGCAGCUCUACCUGGACAUGUCUCCGUGUCCUCUCCCCGUCCUGCUGCAGCUGCAGCUGCAGCUGCUGCUGCGGCGGCUGAACAGAUGAUUUGUUUCAGUGCUCAGAUGAGUUAUUUACUUUAAGCCUACACACGAAUAUUAUAAUAUUCAGUUUUGUGAGCCAAAUUUAUUUUAUAUGCCAACAUCCAUAAAGAAGGAGCCAGGCCAUGGAGCGCGAUGCGUCCUUUACGCACAGAUGGUUCCGAUUUUAAUGCCAUUAUUGGAAUUUAUGAUGUGAUCUUUGUGCACAACCCACCUUUGUUACAUGAGGUUUAAAUGUAUGCAACUUUAUGUGAGUGUCUUUAUUUGUGGAAAAGGAUGUUUGUCUUACUAGUGGGUCCAACAUUACACACACCAAAUCCAUCUGUGCUCAUAUGAGAGAGUGUGGAGGAUGCCCUCUGCAGUGCUUACAGUGACACUUGUUGAGGAGCUGCCUUCCGUCGCCAUCUUGUGGCAUUGCUGUCUUCAGACAUCUCUUGAUCUCUUUGACUACUUCACAAAAAUAGUAAUACGCCUCGCCGGUGGUGGAUUUAAAGGUGAGGAGAGGAGCUGAUGUUAUUGGUUAAUACAGGUAUCGGCUGUGUUAAACCCACUCCACACCCUCUCUCCUCCCUCGCUACAACUUACGCCGCUGGGAGGAGCUGAGUUAUAGAGGGGGGAUACUUACGCCGGGCUGCGCCGCUCACCAAAAUACCAAAUUGUGCUUGGGAACGCCUUGUUGGCGCGGCGGACCUGACUUACGCCACGUCUGCGGCACGUCUUCGGCGAGGCACGAAAAUAGAGCCCAUGAUCUUUAUCAAAGUGGGUCUUAAAAGACCCUCUUCAAAUGUCUCUGGGACUCUGCACAUGUUUCUUUCAUUUUUGAUCAUUAAAAUAAAUCAGAGGACUCCAUCUACAUAAUAAAACACCUCUCUGAAAUGACAGUGAGGUGUUAAAGCUCUCCAGAUUUCACCAGUGUAGUGAAGAUAAAGAUAGGAUCCUGAUAAACUGAGAUAGGGUACUGAUAAACUGAUAUUGUUGCAUGACACAUUAUUUGGUGAUGUGCUGAUGUCUGUUAUGCGGGCUGAUAUUUGCCCAUACUGAUGUUAAACUGAUAUACAGGUGUAACUCUUUGUGAUUAUUCGAUAAGUUCUGGGCGUAUCAUGAAUCAAACCAAUUGGUAUGUCUGCUCUCUGUCCCUGUAAGAGCCAGGUGAGCCUGCAGGCUGGUGUGUUCCUUUUUACACAACAUGAUUGCUUUAGGUUACAAAUGACAAUGACCACUUUGCUCUGUGCUAAACCAUCAGCACUUUGUAGAAGAACUAGCCUAUGCAUACAUAUAUUGGUGCUUCUUUUUUGUUCUAUGGUUAACAUUUAAUUAUCCAAAAUUUUAAGCCAAAGCUUAAAGUAUAAGGUUUUCAAAUCUAUAUGAUUGUCUUAAGGUUUUAAAAAAAUGCAAACAUUGUGUUAUUAUCAGAUUUUUGUCAAUAAAUGCAUGCAGAAUACUAAACCAAAGCUGCUAAUCAUGUCUGCAGGUAUUUUAGAAGAUACCUUGAAAGACUCAGAGUUUGCAUGUUCUCCCCCCUGCAUGUACAGCUUCUUUCUGUGGACUGGAGCUUCCUCUUACAAACCAAAGACACCCCUGUCAGGUGGUUUCCUAACUCUGAGAUUGCCUCAAGGUGUUAGAGUUUGUGAAUAUUUUUUGUCCCAUGUGUGAUAGAUUUGUAACAUAACGCAGUGACAGUUUGGAUAAGCUCCCCUUUGCAUUAUCUUUACUCCUGGGAUAAGAGGGAAAGAUUAGCUUUGUUUAGGUGUUGCUUUCUUUGUGCUCUGUGCUAGUAAACUCAUUAUCCUGUCAUUGAUCUUCACUGUCAUUAAAGCCAGCAUUGUCUUGGUGUCAUUUAGCUGCUUGUUUGUUGUCUGAAUGAGGUCAAAAGCCGUCUGUCAUUCAACGAAUGUCUCAGCGACCGCUCAUCGCUCUAGUUCCAGACUGGGUGUGAGCUGUUCGCAAACUUCUCCUCCUGAAAAAGGACACGCCUCCUCUCCUCAUGCCUCACAUGUGUCCGACAAUCCUCGCAGGCACUCUAAUUGAUCAGCAUGUGUGGUUUGCUGCAGGGGAGUGAAUGUUGUCUUUCAACUGUCAUAUUGUCUGCGUCCUCUGUGUGUGUUUUUCCAACCAGCUGAAGACAGAAUAGGAAACGUCACUGCGGUUCAGAUCAAUAUUAAGUGACUGUGCACGCCUGUGAACACCACCAUGUUUGAGGUGGUUUCAUAUUUUUCUUAAUCAACCGAAAGUGUUUAGUUCUGUUUCUUAAUAUUUCAUCUUUAGUUUGGUUUACAAAAUGAAAUCAAAAGAGCAGCCUGUCAUAUCCCUUUUGGAUAGGUUUUCAUAAGAGGAGACUGAAGACUUUAUAACCCUGUUAAACAUCAACACUGAAUAUUGAGAGUAAUAACAGACCAGUGAGUGAGAUAACAUCCUCUUUCUCCCACUCCCUCUCUCUUUCCUUCUCUCUCUCUCUCUCUCUCUCCUUGUUUCCUGCCUCUCUCGACCAGGAGCUACGACCAGAUGAGUAUUUCCACAGAGUGCAGUUUCCGCACUGAGUCGGACUGGGACCCUCACUCUGAGUCGGCCUCCAUGAUCAGCUUCGACAUGAGUCAGCUACAGGGCCCCGUUUCUCCCUCGAAAUUCUUCAAGGUUGGUUUUAUGUCUUAUUUUUACAUAUUUCAGGACAAAUACAGAGAAUAGCAUGUGUUAAUGAGCAUGCAUGUGCAAACAUACUGUACAAAAGUACAGUAUGUGCAGUACAGUGUUAGGACUGGCUUUUAUUUCAUGUCUUUGCUUGAACAGAGACUUUCAGCACUAUUUACUUGUGUUGACAUGUAUUAGAUGUUUAAAUGAGAUUUUGUAUUUAUAUGUUUUUAAUCUAUCUCACUGUAAAAUUCACACAGACAGCCUAUGAUUUCAGCUUAGACUUGAGCCAGUCAUCAACAUAAGGAAGAGAAAAUACUUAAUAUGACUUUAAUUUAAACAACAAACAAAGUCGAUUAAUAAAAAGAUGUUAAUGAGUGUAGCUGCACUUGUUGUUUGUGUGUUUUAGUUUAGGUUAUUUGAGAAAAGUAAUAAGGCAGUGGAAUUUUUUUUAAAAGAGAGUGCAAAAAGGCUUUUUUAUCCCAUGAAAAGUUGGCAGAAGCUAUGGAGAAAUGAGACGUAACAAACAGUUUCAGUUUUGAGGAUGUGGGUCAUACCUAAGACGCACUAGAGCUAGGGAGUCUGAAAACUGUUUUGUCUUUUCUUUCUUUUGUUGUGAGGAAACAAGGCGACAGGGUUUCUUAAAUAAUACAUAAUACUUAAAAAUAAUACAUUUGUUUUUUCACUCUAUUUUUGUAAACUAAUAGAAAUUGACAUGAACAGUUGUUGGUAUUUGAUCAAUUCCUUAUUUUGCAUCGAAAGCUGAGCUGCACUGUUACCCAGAUAAAUCUUCUCUGGGUGGGCAGUUGAUCCAGAUGCAAAAAAUCUUUCAUGUUGCCUGUGUAACCUCCUCCCAGUAUGGCUGAAUUUCUAGGCUGUUGCAAAAUAAGUGAUAAAGUCUGCAGGCUAUAAAUAGUCUGUCUGAAACACAGAACCCCUUUAACCUCAGUUGUUUGCUUCAUUUUACAAUAUUUUCUUUUUUUGGGACAAUCUGUCUUGGUGUAAAAACUGGGGAAAUACCAGACACUAAAAUCAACAAAAAGGUUCUUACAGAGAUGAUGACACCUGUGUGUAGUGGUGAGACAACAGGUGGAGAGUGGAUCUUACUAAUCCUCACAUACAGACCUGUAGUCUUAUUACACACAGGUCAUCAGCACAAAUGUUCAAAUGUGUAGUCAGUUUGCAUGUCUCGAGCUCCGACGGGGACUUUUUAGUACCAGAAGGUACCAGAAGCACCUGAAACUCACAUAACACUACACUGUACAUGCACUGCAGGUGUAGUAGCUCAGAGUAAACAUUCAGGGGCACAUCUGCUCUGUCUGUGUAACCACAGUGUUAACCAGCAUUAAGAGAGGAAGCUCAAACCAGAAAACACUCCAAAAAUCUACCUCUGAACUGAGCUGAACUGAUUUCUUGUCUCAACCUCCUGAAACCAUGUAGUCUGUUAUCACACCGUGAAAUAAGCUAUGUUUGUAGAUAAAUCAUGAAAAUCUAGAAACACACUUUUAUUUUUCAUGACUGGCGUAGCACUAUGACGAGUUUCAGCUCAUGUUGUCCGGUAAUGUCAUGGGAAUGCUUGAACCCUUUGGUGAUAAAAAUCAGAGAAAUAGUUUACAAUAGAGGUGAACAUGUAGAACAGACUCAUACUUUGCUUUGUGUUUGUGCAUUUUUGAGUUAGAUUUGAUGUUUAUGCUGUACUGCACUACCUAUUAUUCCUCCAUCUUAUUUGGAAAAGUUACAGUCUUUCUCUUUGGUCACUCUUCACUUAAUAAUAUGAGCACAAUCGUCCUUAUUAAAAAAGCGUAUUUUCACAUUGAUAUAUUUUGUCAUAGGUUAUUUUUUGGGGCUUUCAGUGCCUUUUUUUAAAGAACUAUUUCUGUGGACACAGUAUGAAACUAGAGAGAUAUGUGAGCUACAGGUUGUGUUUGAACCAGACCACCUGCUUCUAAGGUGUGUAACCACAAAGCGAAAGCGGGUUUUUGUUGUUGAAUUUAAACUGCAGUGAAGUUCAUUUUCCCCCUUCAGUUUGAUGUAGUGAACAGAGUCUCUCAGUUGUUUCUCUUGUUGUUUGUUUGUCUGUUUGUCUGUUAGCAACUUUACAGAUAAAGUUACGGACGGAUUGACCUAUAAUUUUCACCAGAGGUGCGUCUCAGCCCCAGGAGGAUCCCAUUAAAUUUUGGUGGUGAUUCGGAUCGUCUUCUGGAUCCAGGAAUUUUUUGAAGGAUUCUUUAUCUUUGUGAGAUAGGGCAAAUUUUGGAAUUUUUGCAUUUAACUCUAUAAAAAUGUCCAGAGUCUUUAGCAAAAAAUUACACAAAAGGAUCUCAAUGAGUUUUAUGAGUUGUCAAAGGUUGAUCCUGAUAAAAUUUUGGUGUGAAUCACAAUAUAAGAGGGGACAUGAGCUGCUUGGCGGAGGUCUGCGCUCUCCGAGUGCUUUUCUAGUUGACUAUGUUGCAGGUAAGGUUAAGCGCACACUUCUAAGCACCUAGUGUCAGGUUUUUGAUAAAGUCAGUAAACAGUGUGAAACAAAGAAAAAGUUCUUUAAAACUUUUGAUGGCUCGUUUGUGUGGUGAAGUUAGAACAAAUGUGUGGGGUUGCUUUGACUGUAACCGACUGGCGCCUAAUCACGGGGUCCAGAGUUAUGGGUCACCUGACAUGGGGCAGCUGUGACUCAGCAGUAGAGUUAGACGACUCCAAAUUGAAAGGUCGGGGGUUCACUCCCAGGUCCUGCUGUCCACAUUCUGAGGUGUCCUUGGGAAGACACUUGACCCCACCUGCCCCCGCUGGCUGCUCAGUGGUGUGUGAAUUACUCCAAAACUGAUGAGCUCUAUACACAGCAGCCUCUGCCAUCAGUGUGUGAAUGUGGUGUGAACAGGAAUGUGGUGUGACAUGUUACGUGAAAGUGCCCAGAGUGCCCAGAAGACUAGAGAAAGAGAGAUAUAAACAUAAACAUUCACCAUCUACAAAUAGGGAAGACCGGGGCUUGUUGACACAUGGGUAAGUUGUCACAUUGCAAUUAUACUAGUUUUCUUCCUUUACAUGGUCAGGGGUCAUGUUCUGUCUUAGAGGAGAGGGGUACUUUGUGGGCUCAGAUGAGCGCCAAUUAACCAUUUUGCACAACCCAAAGAAAAAAAAAAGUCACCUUAUAUAUUUAAAAAUAAGCUCCUACCAGAUAAAAAUCCUAGCAAUGAUACAUGUGGUUUUGUUAAAGGAGAGAUUAAGGAAUCCUUUCAUACCUCAGUCAUUGUUCUGUUUUAAGCUAACUUUAAGCUAGAGCUAAAGCGGUACUGCAAAACAUUCACCCCAGCCGAAAUACAGAGUCAGACAGCUCUCCAAACUCCAGAGCAUGUAGCAUAAUAUUUUAUGUUAAUGUUUGUUCAAUGGCUAUGUUCAAUGACUUUUUCUAGCUCAAUGAUCAAAUUUUUCUGUGCCUGACUAUGAUGUUCACUUUCAUGUAAAAAAAUGAGAACAAGAAUAACUUUGUCCUUGUUUUAUUAGCUGCAAAAUCCACUGUGAUAUCUUACCCCAUGUAGUGAGAUAACUUACCCGAUGGUGGGGCAACAUGUCACAUGUUCACACUCUUUAUUUGAUUGCUUAUAACUCUGCACUGACACAAGCUAUGAAAAUGACAUGACUAUGAAAUAUAUACCUGAUACAUACCUUGGUCUCUUAUCUGGUACACAUUUUUUUAUGAAUGAUGUAUUGAUUUUAAUAAAUGUAUGAGUGUAAAAAGUGUGACAACAAGCCCCGGUCACCCCUACUUAUAUACAGCUGAUGUAAAGACAAGCUAAUCACACAUUAUCCCAUCAGAUAAUGUGAUAAAUAAAAAGAGUAUAGAGAUUUUAAAGCACUUUUUUCUCUGUCAUGGCAUCUCAGAUUAUUUUAUACUGUAAUAAAAAAACUGUAAAAAAAAAACCUCAGUGAAAUUACCUCAGUGAUGUUCACUUUGGCGCCCUCUGUAAACAAAGCAGCAAAGACAGACUAGAGAUAAAGAGGUCCUGUUGCCAUUAAAAAACUCCCUAUCUGCAUGCAGUAAAGCCCUUUAUUUUUGCAUGGCCAGGUGGCAGUGCUGGCACACAUAAAAGGGAUAUUUCAGCAUUUUUGAAGUGAGGCUGCAUGACUUAAAUGCCACUUGUAAGUGCUUUAGUCUCAGUGGAUGCCAGUCAGCUCUGGCCUUUUACUGGAAAAUGUUGGCAGAAACAGAACACUGGGGAUUGAACCGUUUUUCAGCAGACCGGGCCACCUCUGGCAUGCAGUUUAGCUAAUUUUGUGAGACUUGAACUUAGGUGUUUAUCUAGGUUUAAGUUUACACUGUAGUCAGAACAGUAAACUGAGAAACUUCAUAUGUUUUUGCACUAUUUGAAAAAAAAAAUAAAGUUUUGCUGCUGUAUGCCACAGUGUUAAAUCCUCCCUGACAGUCUAACCUGUUGUUUGGAAACAUAUUUAUGUAUUCAGAAGUGUACUUCCCCUUUAAGAAAAGACACACGUAAUCCUAUGGGAUCUGCCUCUCCUGGGGCUGUUUUCCAUAGACUGAAACCUGUCUGACCUGCUCUCAGUGAGAUUUAUGUCAGUGGGAGACGUUGAGAAGUGAGGCUGGAGUUCACAUGUUGAUUAAAGUUUCCAGGAAUCCAAGCAAAUUUAAUUCUUUGAGUGUCUAACAAAAAGAAAAACUGUUCAGAUCUUCAGGGUGUGCAGUUACAGAAACACAAACAUCAAGCUCCUCGUUGACACUUGCCUGGCAGACUUUAAUGCAAAUUUAAUCAGCAGUAUGCUGUCUGUGUGGGUUUUUAUAGUCAUUAUGUGCAGCAAUCAGAGAAUGAAGCAAAGCUUUGGCUGACAGAUAAGGAAGUGGGUUAUGAUUCGCACAGAUAUGGCAAUAAUAAUCUCCACCUACCUGACAUGUAUCAUCACAAUGAGUGAAGUGCAAGGCGAAUGCUUGGCAGAGAGUUAAUAGAGGAGAGUCAGGGUUGAAGGAGGACAUGACUUAGACCUACAUUUGAUUGAGGACACUUCACUGGUGGUCUACACUUCAGCAUGUGGAUUUAUGAAUGAGUCAGAGCGACUAAGAGGUACAGUAGCACUGCUUUUAGCUUAUUUUAAAUGGUCUGGGAGAGGCUGUUUAUUUACAGGUUAUAUUCUGUUUGGAUAUAAACCGGAAAGCCUGCCUCUGACUGUCUAAACUAGCUGUUUGCUCGAUGCAAUUAUUGAAAUGUUUGAGUCUUAACAGGUUUUUAAGCAAGAAAAAGUUCCUGUUUGGAGAGUUCUUUAUGAAUAUACAGAUUUAACUCAGAGGAAAAGUAGAGAAAUGUGAUUGCACUUGAAGGAUAGCAGCACCUUCUUCUCAUUUCACUGUAAAGCUUCUAUCUGAAGUGAGUGUGUGUUGCUGCUACAGGGUGAAAUCUCUGUAAAUAAAGACAUAGCAGAUAACAGAUGUGCUAUUGAUUUACCAGCUUUAGAAUGAGGAAGGGUGGGGUUUUCUCCAACAUGUCUAUCCACACCCUGCCAAUAUCACUAGAUUCUUUUAUGUUUCUCUUUUUUACCAUGUGAACCCUCUUUCACAACCAUUUUUUUACACUCUUUAACCGUGAUGCAAAGAGCCGUGCCCUGAAGUCAGACACUUUAUUCAGAGGUGGGACUUAAAACUGGAGACACACUCCGCCAGGAGGGCUGCUCACCUGCUUGUUUGUAGUCCACUGAAGAAGUAGGACACUGGAUUUUAUAUUAAACUUUACGAGCACCUGUCCGACCUUGUGGCGUAAGGCUCAACCUGCUGUCUUAGAGACUUUUUUACUUAAGUCGUCUUUUGCAAUCGCAGCAUAAAUGAGACACAGAAAUAGAGAGAAAUUGAUCAGUUUAGUCUCCAGGAAGUCACAAUGGUACGUAACUGUUUUUUUUCUCUUUGUGGUUCAUGCUUCUUGUCCAGACAUGUGCUCUUUGUAUUGUCAGGUUUUGCAAGGUGUGUUUUGUGUUGGCGUAGAGCGUUUUUCCCGCUUUGUGCCAGGUCCUCUUGGCUACGACAGAUACCCUUUUGAGAAGUUCCUGAUUGAACUUAUAUGGAUCAUUUGGAAGUGUGUCAUUGUUUUGUUUGAUGAUAGUUUUUAAAUCUCUUUUGUUUGACUUAAGUCUGUUGUUUUGUUCAUUUAUCAUCUGUAGAAACUCCAGUGACCCUUGAACUGAGGGUAAAGAAGUUUUAUGUCUAGUUAGUUAUUCGUACCACCUCUUCAGCCUGACUGUUUUAGAUAUUUAUUGUUAUUUAUGAAAGAAUUUGUUGAUUCAGACUGAUCAGUGUGGUUGUUUAUUGUCUUUCUGCUCUCUUUUCUCUUGGAAAACUAGAUCACUGUUAUACUAAUGUGUAAGUCUUUAAAAAGAGUUAGAAAACAGGAUCCAUUAAAGCUUCAGUGAGAAGUUUACGGGUGGCUACCAAGCAGACUUAGAAUAAUAUUAGCGACUCUUGAUGAGCAACAAAAGCAAACAAAGCCAUUAGCAUGAAGAUCGGUGGUUUCUAUAUUGUUUACAUGGAGAGACACAAGCUCCAAUGUUGCUUUUGUUGCUAAUUGAAAGCUCCUGUGAGCUGGCUUUGGCAUCCCCUGUUGACAGAGCAGUGCUUGUUAUGUCUUUGCCGAAUUGGUUUUGCGCAUGAAUGUGUUAUUUUGAGUCAAUUUCAACAAAGAAAUCUAUGACUUAGUGGAAGUUUAUGCCACAUUUAAUGUAAAAACAGAGUGUAGUUUGUUACUCUUACUCACAAAGGUAUCAAGUGUAUUUGUAGCAAUAUUAGGCAGAUAUAUAAUGAAAAGUAAUUUGCAAUGCCACAGGAUGAAUGGAUACCAAUGAAAAAAGAAGGCGUUUACUUUAACGAUAACCUCAUUUCAGACAUAACUUCUGCCAGCACAAUGAAACCAACUGACUGUCACAGAGGAAUGUGUGAAAUUAAAUUCUUAUCAUUACUAUUGUGUUGGAUCACAUAUGAUUGUGCAAGUGUACGUUUAUACUCUAUAUUUCUCAGUCAGUAAGCAAGUACAAUUGAUUGAUUUAUUGAUGUCUUUAUUUUGAACAUGUAUAAUAAAGUAAAAACAGCAGUUAAAAUCAAAGAAAGAUCAGAUAUUAACCGAUCACUUCAGUACUGUCAAUAAAAAUUAAUCAUGUUCAAUAGUUACGAUCAGAAACUCUUGUGUUUGGGAGAAACCCUGAGUGCAGCAAAGCAUGCAUACUCAUUGUCACAUGCAACAAAGUGAGGGUUAAGGAGGAAGUGGACUGGCUGAAGAUGGAAACACAACAAGUGCAACCAUGGCAACCGUAGUAAACACAAAGCAUAAACUGAGAUGUAUGUCAAAACUACAGAAGCAGGGUGUAAAUUUAUGUUCAAACUGAUCAUUUCCAUUGAUGGUACAUCUGGACAAGAGAAAAUGUGACUUUUCUGAAGUACCACAGCACCUCACUCACCUCUUCUGGGGUCCUGGACUCAAAACGGACCGAUAAGAGUCAAGUGUCCCUCCAGGCUGCAAAAACAGUGUGUUCAGCUCAGGGGUUUGAAUCUUUCCUCUUCUUUUGGACUCCUUAAGCAUUAAAAAUCUACAAUCCUAUUAAGUAACAACUUCCAAAGCAGAAAUAAUAACAUUAUCCUUACAUAACAUUCAUGUUCGAUGUGUGAAACAUGCUGGAUUUGCAUUUGCUGUGUUUAUUCUCUGCAGAAACUGAAAGCAGUGUUUCAUAACCGUACAUGUAGAUGUACAUGUUUACAUCCUAAACUUGUGCCUAUUUUUAUACAAGCUUAUCCUUUUUAUUUAAUGGGUUUGUAGGAUUUUUAAAGUCAUUUAUUUACUUACUGCUUAAUAUAAAAUAUGUAUUGAGCCAACCGGCAUGUUUAAAAGAAUUGAAACAAGGGUAAAUGAUGGUCUGUUUUUGCAAGCUUACUGCAAAAUACUCUGUGGUGCAUGGAUGCUACCAUCAAUUACUUGGUUAUUUUUAUCAAAGCCACAGAUUCAGAGUAGCAUAAGUCUGACCCUGACAGUAUUUCCUGGUUUUGUCUUCCAGAAUUCGGAGGAGAAGAAAGGAUUUUUUAACCGCUUCAGCCACUUCUUCAGCUCCAAGAGAAAGAAGAGCGGCAGCAGGCGGCAUACGGAUGAUACAAGUACCCCGACAUCCCCACUGUCCCCGUUAUCCCCAGAGUCACCUCUGUCAGAGCUUGAGGCUGGACUAGAAACUCCAACUCCUUCUCGAAAAGACUUCGAGCUAACAGGACCUUAUUAUACAGAUGCUAAAAGAGCAGCCGUGCAAGGCGACACUCUGAGCCAAGGCUCCAGUCCCAGCCUUUCAAGCAUUUCUUCUCUGCGCCCGUUUGCAGACAGUAUCAGCAGUGGCAGUGUAAGGGAGGUACACGUGCGCAGGGUCAGCACUGGCAGGGAUGGGAGGAAUUCUGGGAAUGUAACUCCCACCAAUCUGGACUUUGGUGCUACUCAAUUAGGCGAUACAGGAUCAGAAAAAAGCUUUACAGAGUCAGUGGUGGAGGAAGUAAGCAAAAGGCUGCGGGUCAGUUUGGAGGGAGAUAUCCUUAAGUGUUCAGAGGAUAAUGCAGCUGACGGGACCACGAUGUCCACACUCAAAAUCCCUCUUUCCAAGCCGGCUGAUGUGCCAAAGUCACCUAACUUAACCUCGAUAAGUUUGGCAUCAAAGAAAUCAUCAGUGACAGUUGGGGAAAAGGGGCACAGCACUACUUUAAGAGGAAUAACUUUGGGUUCUCAGUCGUCUGCCUCACAUCUCAUCUCAACUCAACAGGAAGAUGAAAACACUCCAGAAACUGUGAAAGACAAAUCAGAAGACAGAAGAAGAGGUCGGGUUUUCUCUUCGAAUACCGCUGAUGACGUUUUCAGCUCUCUACCUGGUGAAACACAAUCGCCCCGGAGCGAUUCUCCUGCCCAACUCCACAAAGCAAUAUGGGUGGAAACACACCUGGGACCAGAGGAGGAAGAGACGAGGGAGGGGGAGGAAGAGCGGGAGAUAAUGAAAGAAGAGGAGGAGGGCUUCAGAGCAGACUCGCCUCCUGUGCUGGCUCUACCUGCCACAGUCAUUCCUGAGGAAGAUUCUGCUUCUCAGGACUCUGCCGACAGCCCGUCUACCCCCUCAGAUACUUUGCUGCUUACUGGUAGUUUGCCAGAGGCAGACAGAGCCUUGGCAAAGACAACAGAGGAGUUAGAGACAAACUUAGAGGAGCCCGACAGUGGCACACACCCACAGCAAAGUUCACCUCAGGAGAGAUGUACAGCGAGAGAGAUACGUGUGACACGCAAGACUGUGAAUCUGCCCUCCAAGAACAAAGUUUUUGCCCAGAGGGUUUACAUUAGCCCGGAGCCAAGCCUGGAUGAGAACGAGGCAGCAGAAGAGGACAGCAGCCGUGAUUUAGCUUUAAAGACUUCAGACACAACAGAGGAGAAACCGUGAGUAUCUGUCUAUUUACAUUUGACAUGGUUUGAGUUCAGUCGUCUGUCUGAUCCUGUGGGGAACAGAGAGCUAAAGAGAGCUAAUCUUGCGUGCAACCUGAGCUCUCAGUUCCCAUGCUUCUUUGUAGUCCAGGAGAACAAUGCAGGCUAAACCCACACUGACGCACUGAAAUAUUCAUCUACUGUACAUCUAAUCAGACUUAAACAGGAACAUAUUAUCAUACAGUUGAUAGAUAUCCUAAAAACUAUCUGUUUCUGGUUUUACAGUGAACUGUAUGUGUUUGGUUAUCUUGAAGUGAAGUUGGUCGAAUUUCAGCUGAAAGGAGGUCUCCUCUGCUGUGUUUUCUUAGGGUGUAUGUUCUUCACCUGAACAAGUGAGUCAUUACAAAACUCUCAUGGGCAACUGGAGACUUCUGUCAGCACACUUUUGUUUGAUUUACACAUGACGUGGGUACACAUACUCCUGCCCAUGGAAAAGAUGCAGAAUACACACACAGAAGCUGCUCUUCAAGAAACAGAGUCAAUACUGCUACCUCAUCAGUUUCUAAGUAACCCUGCUUCAGGCUGUAGAUGGACAUGCCUGACACAAGAAUUGGUUUGACUUGUAGUUCAAGCUCCCCUGCAGGCGGAUUCUUUCAGCGGCCUUAAGUUUGACCACAAAUUGUUUUAACCACUAUCUUUUUCCAAGAAAUGGAAGUAGCCUUGCAGGUGUAGAAGUUAAGUUCAUGCAAAAGGCAUUAAACAUGCAGCAACAGGGAGCGAUCGUGCUGACUCCAAAAAAAAAAAAGAUGCAAAUGCAGAGAUGGAAAAAGCUGCAGUUCCUUGAGUGACCACUGGAGGCAAACUCGGAAUGCAAAAUUCAAACUUCUUAUAGCUGAUGUUAAUGCCGAUACAGCAGAAAUGAAAAUGUUCACAACCUAGUUCAAGACCAAAUCUGAAAAGCUAAUGUUUUUUUGUUUUUUUUUUCAUAAAAGCUGUACAGAACCUGGUUUUGUUUUCUAUAAUACAAAGGUACUUUAUACAUUAGGAUGAGGGAUAUGCUUAAAUGGGAACUUUCUGAUAUUGGUCCAGUAUGAAGGGAGAACUGAGCAGCCAGGGUAGUCUGACUGGACCUUUGUGGAUUGUGCGGUCACUACAAGUGCUUUAUUCUAGGGAUGCACGAUAUUUAUUGGACUGAUAAAAUAUCGGCCGAUUUGGGGGGAAAUUACGUCAUUUUUUAUCGGUCCGAUAGGUGCAUUUUUCCGAUAGAAAGAUCCGAUAUAUUAAUGAAAUUACGAGUAACGUUUGCAGGCGGAGUAGCCGCCCGUCCGAGACGCGCUGGUUACGUCAUCUAUCGCACCUUACUCUCAGGUCCCAAGCCUGACCCCGUCACUACCUGACAGAUAAUAAAAUGUCUUCACCAGUCCGACGACAACGAGCGGACUGACUAAUGACCGAUUGACCGAAAUGACCGAAAAGAACGAAAUGAACGGGUCUUUUUACUGAACGACCCGGAAUGAUCCGGUUCACUGAAAUGACCAGUUUUGCCCACCACUAGAAGACAAGUGAGAUCUUGCAAGACGUCAGAAUGAGAAUUGAGACAUUAGAUUUUGUUGUGCACAGACACAGGCACAAGUGGACAUGUUGAAAAGUUUGACAGUUAAUGAGUUAUUCAUAUUUCAGAUCAUCAUAAGCUCUUGUUGAGAACUUUGUGAUUGUUUUGGCACCCCCUCUUGACAAAGUCAUACCCGUUUCACUUGUCCUCGAUAUGUUAGUCAAGUUUUAAAUAUGAAAUGCUGCUGUGCUUUUCCUAACAUUCCCUGGUCAUGAAUGUUUGCUGUGGGAAAUACUCUGAAUUUCCUUGUUUGACACCUCACCCUUACAGUGUUGAAAGCAUUAAGUGUUUGUUAAGUAAAAAGUGUAAAACUUCUCACAGGAGCUUUAAAUUUGACUCACAUAGACUCUUUGUGUGCUGGAAGCUGACCAGAGUUUUGAAUGUUACAUAUCAAACACUGGGAGUGCUGAUAGAGCUGACUUGUUGCACUCUUGUUGAGUAAGAGAGUGAGUUGCAGCCAGAUGAAACUAACUCUGUCACAUUUUUAUUUCUUUUCCACUUCCUUAUGGUUUCAUUUUUCAGGCCGCAGGUUGGAAUGUGACACUAAAAGUCCUGUAAACUAUUCCUGUUCAUGUUUUUCUUUCUCUGCUCUCAGGCUGCCAAGCCCCCAAAACAACAAUGUGGAUCUUCAGGAAGCUGAACUGGGACCCUGUCCAACAGCCGAUGAGCCAACCCACCCUGACAGAAAUACUCCCGAGCCCUUAGUUAAAGCGAUAGCAGACUCUAAAGCUUCUGACGUGGAUGGUACUGCUUCAAUCCCAGACAUGUACAGAACAAAGUUACAGAUAGAGGGGUCUGUGGUAGGAGGCAAAGGACAUGACCCGGCUGCACCCUCUGUACCAGGUGUUAAAGCAACAGCAGAAGAAAGUCGACAUAUCACAGCAAGUGGAGCUAAGAGUCCAUCCUCAGCAGCUGGCAGCAGGGUCAAGAAUGUGACAGCAAAGGCAAAGGCCUCCACAGAGAGCACAAAAGUGGGAACUUCCAGUGAUUUGCCACCUCAGAGGGAACAUAGCAACGAUAAAACUGUUCCUCCGUCACCAACAUUAAAGGAACAAAGCAGCAGUAGCCCCUCAAGUGCAGUAAAGUCUAAAAUCCCCAAGAGGUCAACAUCAGAGGCUGAUGUGAAAUCACCGACCACACCAGAUAAAACAUCAGCGCCUGAGGUCACAGCCAAACUGCAGAGGCAACCCAGAAGCAGAGAAGCUUUGAGAUCUCCGGUCACCCAGUCCAAGACUGGCAGGAAACCAAGUUUUGAAGAGGGCAGAGGAGGGAAAGCUUUGUCAGGAGACAUGUCUCCCACAAAACAGAGGAUAGGAAUUAAGCAAACAAAGGAAAAAUCAGAUGAGGACAAUGACUCAAUAAAUCUGGUAAAUGGCACUGAAAGGGACCACGAGGAGAGUCGAUCUAAAACAGCACCCACCACUGAGAAGGAAAGCCCCGAUGUCAAAAAACGAGAGAGCAAUGCGUCACCCAAAACUCGCUUACCCAUUUCUUCUCCGGCAAGAAAGAGAAAUACUAACACCACUCAUACGAGUGAAACCAGCUUUAAAAAGGUGACAGACUCAGAGAGACAGAAGAAGCAGAGUCUGGAGCAACAAGAAGCUACCAACGAUGAGAGCCCAGGAAGUGAAACCCCACCACCGCUCCCUGAAAGUCCCAAGAGAGGUGAGACUUACACAGUCUUUCUGAGGAUUCUGAAUUAAAGAUUAUUACUGUGAACGAGAGAAGGUACUCAUUUAUUCUUUGACAAAAUAGUUUGACACUCCAGGAAAUUUGCAUCUUUGCUCUUUUUCUGAAUCUCAGUUUUAUAGAUCAAAAUACUGCCAAACCAAUCUACAUCUGUCAUCUGGGCUCGUUUACACCCGGGUAUUAAGACAUUUUAACAUAAUGGCAGGAACAAUGGAUGGGACAGGAGUUGGUGGCUGCACUCAAGUUUAGACACAAUGUGUAACCAGGGCUAACACCAAUAAUAGUAUCAUUAAUUCUUUUUACAGACUUGUAGUGGUGAGUGGCUUACUAGUUUCAAUACUGUCACAGAAUCAAAACUAGUGCAGUUUGAUGUUCAGAGGUAACAGCACUGCAAAUGUGAGAGUGUAUAACAGAGUUUUGUUUUUUAUUUUUGCAGCUGAUGACUCAGCUGUCAUGAGUCUAAAAAGAAGGAAAGCUAGCUGAAGCUGUUAGUCACAGUCCGAAUAUAGUGACUGUUACUGACGACUAUCACUGCUGGAUCAGAGUGAAACUUCUUUUCAGAGUUAGUUUGGCGAUAAACAAAUUUCAUGUCUUCACAGUAAGUGAAGAGUCCCUAUUUGUUUGUUAUUGAAAUACCUUUAGCCUGAAAGAGCCACCUCAGGAAAUAGCAUAACUAGUUUGUAAAAUCAUCUUUCCGUACUCUCAGGCACAGACAUGAGUUACAUCUAUGUGUCUCAGGCUUGAUUUAGGGCGAGAGGGGGAUAUAGUACCAUCAUCUAAGGAAGCAAAAAAAACCCAAAAAAAAACAUGAUUUUAAAUUUAGAGUUUUGUCUCCUGCUGCUGAAAAGAGAGGUUGAUAACAUUUAACCACUUAGACAACUAACGUGAUGACUCACAUGACACCGAUUCAAUUCAUUACAUGUUUAUUUGCACUUUUUUUUCUUGCAGAUAACAUAAAUGAGCUAUCAUGUGUAAACUGUUGGGUUUAGAUGGUACUUAUAGGCAGAUUUUCUUCCAUGUAUCACUAUCUUCCUUUUUAACUGUCCACAUUGUCUCAUUUAACUUAAAAACUGCUUUUUUAAUCAAUUUGAUCUCUAUUUAGACUCAAGUUAAUGCACAGCUAAAAAAAUAAUCCAUAUUUACACACUGGGAAAUGUACAUUUGUAGACAGUGGGAAAGUUUUUGGUUAAAGCAGCUCUUAUGUAAUGCUUGAGACUGAAUUAGUAAAAUUAAUGUCGGCUAAAUGAAAAAACUUGGCUUGGGAAUUACUCUGUUUGUCUCCUGAUAGAAAAGCAGCAAUAAUAAAUUAGGAGUUUUUCUGGGUUGUUGCAAAUGCAGCAGCACUUAAAAGUUUUUAAACUAAGUGCAUGCUGCAGUUUAGGUAAAUGCUGCAUGGUUUUCUGUGUAAGUAGAGUCAGGUGAUCAUGGUGAAACACAUCAGUGAGGGACAACUCAAGACUGAUUAAAAUAUAAGCAAAUAAACGUGGAUGUUGUACAUUUUUGUUUCUCAAAUAUUAUUUUAUUCUUUAUCUGCCUGUGCAAACUCAACUGAAAACCAGUUCUCACACUGAAACUGAGUCACAGGGAUUCAAAAAGUUUCUUUCUAGCAGUCUUUCAAAAAAUAAAGCUUGUUUUUUAUUGAAUACGAGGGACAUUUUUGCUUUUUUGAGCAUCAGUGUUGUCAUACUCAUAGCAAGCUAUCCUUUUGAGGAUGUUUUCCUUUUUUUUGCAUUGUAACAGUGUGUUUUUUUCUGCAGGAAACAUGCUGUCACCAAGAGCAACCAACCGCCUCUCCAAAAGCAGCACCAGCCGUGAGGAGAGUCAGUCACCUACACCACGUGGCUCACUGUCCCCCACAAAGCAGGAGAAAACUGUCUCAUCAAGGCUCCUCAAACACAGCAACUGCGCCAAACCCCCCAGGAGUCCAGGUAAAGAGACAUCCGAGCCAGCAUCUCCAGUAAGCAAGCUCCCAACGAGAGGACAGAGGAGCCCCACCAAAGUGGGACCCAGGAAACACUCAUCAAGUGAGAGCUCUGCAACCACACCAACAUCUGAGGAUGUCACAGCUGACCAAGUGAAGGACAACUCCAGCGUGUCCACAGAGGAGGAAGAGCAUGUCACAAAACCCAGAGGCAGUCAUCCCAGAAUCAGUGAGACCAGAUUGAAAGGGAAAGAGAGGAAGGAGCUGAAGGAGGGCAAAAGAAGUCCACUAUCUAAAGACAUUUCAAAAACUCAGCCGAAGCAAAAUAAGGGUGCAGUUACUGCAGAAAAAACUCCAGCAGAAGUGACACCAACCACAGGUGCAGGAGAUACAGUAUCCCCUGGUAACAAGGCUGUCAAAACAUGUCCAUCUGAGUCAUCUGCUGCUGAUGUAAAUAAUGCAGAGACAGAAAGCCAGGACAUACAGCCUGAGACUGAGCAACAGACAAAAGCUGAGUCCCCACCCAUGAAUCUAACCCACAUUAAAAGUAACAAAACCACAGAGGAAGAAGAAGAAGAGACAGAGUUAUCCACAAAGACAAGUGCAGAAGAAGUAAAAGAGAAAGACAUUACAGAGGCAACGCAGCUGGUAGGUAACAAAAUCCCAGAUACAAUCCCAGUGAAAGGACUCACAGAGCCAAACUCUGCAGAGCCGGAUCAGGAAACAAAACAAGCUCAGGAGGAUGUAAAUGAUACGUCAGCCACACCUGCAGAGGGUGACGGUAUUCAAGGUGACAUAAAAACCCCCUCAGAUCAGGAAGGUGUGGAGCCUGGUACUGUUUCUGCUGGAAAAACAAGCAAGGAAAAAGAUAGUCUUCCUGCUAAAGAGGACUCUAAAGGCCAAGAUGCUGAACAACAAGAUGCACUUUCAGCUUCUCCCACAGAUGUUUCAGCUGAUCCUAACCUGGAAGUUAAACAGGAGACACAAAAGGAAGCUGAAAAUCUCAGUCCUAAAAACAAGAGGCUGCCUACAGCUGGUGGAGAAUCUGUCAAAGUAGAGGAAAAAAGUAAAGAGGAGGCUGGCAGAAAGCCAACUGAGGCUUUGGACAUUCAAACAGGGACUGUGCCUGUUUGUGAAUUACCAAAGAAUGCUGAAAAUCAGCCGGACAAAGAGCCUCUUUUACUGGCAGGAGAAAUUGAAAAACAGAAGGACUCCAAACCAAAUGAAAGGCUGAAUGAGGCAUUAGUGGAAAGCAAUGAGUCACAGAGCAGUGGCAAAAAAGAGCUCCAGGCCACAAGUGCUGAGGAUAAAGAAGAGACGGACGUUAUGAAACCAGUGAAACCAAUGCGUCCAUCAACAGAGGAGAAAUGUUUACAGCCAGAAGAGGAAACAAAGUCAGCAGUUACAGGCACUCUGCAAGAGAAGAAGCAGAAGAAGUCUGAGGCAGAACAGGAAGGAAGUACGCGCCAACCAAAUAAAGCCAGUGUGCCCGAAACAGCGCAGACAUGUGCAGUCCCCUCGCAAGAAAAAGCAGAGAUUGGAAACAAGGAAACAGAUCGGCAGAUUAAAGAAUUAACAGCCGAAAAGGAGCCUGAAGUCAAAACUCAGCUUACCAAAGAAGAAACGGUGGAAAUUAAUAAAUCAGUUCAGGAGGACAAACAAACUAAAGCUGCAAAGGAGAGUCAAACUCCUGGACUUGAAGAGGUGAGUAUAAAAACUGAGAGAACUGAAGACACUAAGAACAAAACUGAGACAAAGGAGAAGAGUUUGGGGGAGAAAACUUCAGGAAAUGCUGCUGAGGGUGAAGCUAACGCACAGAAAGAAAAAGUAGACCAGCUUGUAGACAUGACAAAACCAGAAGAAAGCAAGUCAACAAAGUCUAAAUCCAAAGCUGAAGCUGAGAGGCAACCUGAGAGAGAAAAGGCUGCAGAGACGACAGUUAAAGGUUUAGUUUCACAAAGUGAGAAAUCUCUGAAAGAAGAGGCAUCGAAUACCGAGACCAAGAGGACUGACGGUGCCAAAGAGGAAACUGAAUCAAAGGAUUCAUCAUCAAAGAGUUUGGUAAAAGAAAGUGCUAAUGCUAAUGCUAACAGCGAAGCUAAGAAGUCCAGAACUGUUGACGGCCAAGGUGGGGAUGUUAUGGUACCAGCUAAGGAUGAGUCAACAAAAUCUGAAAGUCUGAAAACUGACAAAGAAGAGCAAAAUGCAACAAAGAGACAAGAUUUACAGGAGGGCAAAGCUCAAGAACCAAAACCUGCUCAAGAGGAGGACAAAACAAAGGACCAAGUAAAGAAACCCAAACCUGUUAAAGAGCAGGUCAGUCCAAAACCAGAGGAAAACAAAUCCACAGAACCGAACAGAAAACUGCAACCUGAGACAAAGACAGCUCCAGAGAAGACCUCAGAAAGUCAAGUUCUACAAAAAGAAACAACCCCAAAUAAAGAGGCUGAGACAAAGACUUCUGUAAAAGAGACUGAAGUCACUUCUGCUAAGAGUGAAGUCAGUAUCCAGCCAGAACAGAAGUCCAUAAAUGAAGAGAACAAGACAAAACCUGCUACAGACAAGUCAACGGGGCCCAAACUUCCAGAAACUACUGUGGAGAAGAAACUUGAGACAGAGAAAACUCAAGAGAAGACAACUGGAAAUGAAGCCCCACAAAAACUAAAAGUGAGCAAUGAAACCCAAAGUGCUGGAGGUGCUAAAGAAGAGACUCAAACCCUUCAGAGUUUAGAAAAUAAGUCUGCAGUUACACAAGCUGAUCAGAAAGCUAACACGGAGCAAGGUCAAAAGGCUGUGACUGUAAAAGUUCAAGAUGUGGACAAGAGAAAAGAUGCUCAAUUACUCAACAAAUCCGAUGUUUUAACAGCUGGAACAGCAGCAGGUGAGAGUGAUAAGAAACAGGCACAGAACCUGGACAAAGAGGCAGUUUCAGAUGGAAAUAAAGCAACAAAACCAGAAGACCAACAGAGCAAAGCACCAAUGAAAGAUGCCAAGCAAGAGUCAGAAGCUGUUAUUGGUAAAGAUGCACUCAACACAGAGGUUGGUGAGGUAAAGGAGAAGCCCACGGUAGUUCAAGAUAAAGCUGCUAAGAGCUCUGACACUCAGAAGCGUGAGGAAGACACCAAAGAAAAGUCAAAAACAAGUGUUGAUCUGAAGCAGGAUCUUCAGACCAAACAGCUGGAGAAAGCUGUAAAUCUCAGUGACACACGGCCAGCAAUCAACGGCAGUUUGUCUCAAACGGUCAAACCAGCUUUUCCAUCUCAACCAAACACAGAAUCACCUUCCAGCUGGUUGGACGUAGAGCAUAAUCAAAAGCCCAAGAGAGAGCACCGUAGAAGACUGGAGUCCUCAAACAGUGAGGAUGAAUCCCUGGAGCCUGAUGACAUUGAAGAAUUCAUCAGGAGUAUCAAGGAGGGCAGCGUCCCUUUCUCAGUUCCUACGAGGAAGCGCACUCGCAGACAGUCCCCAUCUCCACCUUUUGCCAUGCCAGCCAUCAGAGAGGACCACUUUGAGAAGACAUUUGAUCCCGAGGCGUUCCAGUUUGGCCUGGGAUCCGCCAGCAAAUGUUUGAAGGACCUAUCUCCUGCUAUGGUGAUUAAGCAGAAAGCAGCAGAAAGAGAAGGACGGACCCUGGAGAAACGAGUACAGGACAACGACAAGCACUCGUCCACAAAACAAAUGGAAACACUUGAUGAAGUGGAAGGAAAAGAUGGAGCCAAAGGGGAGGCCAAUGAUGUAGGAAACGGGGAGAAACAAAGCAAUAAGGAAGAGCCCUGGAGGUCCAAGUCACGCCUGGAGAGGAUGUCCAUCCUCUCUGGCUUACUGAGCUCCCCUCGGUCCUCCAGGAAGACCAAAGAGGAAGUUACGUCCGCAAACAGCACACCUACUUCUAACCAACAAAAGGACCUGCCCUCGCUUGAAGCACAGGCAGUUGUUGAUUCACUUCCGUCUAGCGUUGAAGCAGAUAAGGAAGGCAUAAAUGGUGCAGAUCAGGGCUCACACAUGGGUGGUGGUGCAGGUACAGUUGAUGAGUCAGCAGUGGGCCACUCCUCUCCUCCUCCUCCUGUGCCUUCAUUCUCAGAGAUAAAGCUGCCCGAGCACUUAGAAAAAUACCUCAAGAAGAACAAAGUGGAGUCUGAGACCUCCAAGAUAUCCGCUGAGACACCAAAACCGAAACCUAUGGAGACCACUGACAUGGGCCAGACUUCAGCAGAAGGAAAACCCCCAAAGAAAGUGGUGGACCUGAAGGGGCCUGUUGAACCGCCUCCACCCAGCAACCACAUCCAGGAAACUUUUAGAAAUGGCCUCUCCACCUCUAAGCCGAAGGUAACACUUUCAGUCCUCUUUAUUGAAGUGCUUUUAUGGUUCAAUGUGGUUAAGCCUUUCACUUUUCUGAUGGCCCAGAGCCUGGGUGUGUUCAGACCUGCUAAACUUUCAUCUGUCCUGGUUGAUCUCCAUGGAGAUGAGUCUUAUUUAAUAACCUGCUCUUUUCUUUUGCAACCAAAGUCAUGAAUCCUCUGCAGGUGAGGGCAGGACAAAAGAGUGUGCCCUCAGACGAGAAUUUUGCAAAGUUGUUUUUUGCCAAGAUGACCUGAAGCCUGAUUUAGAAGUUUGCAAAUAACAUGCAAACAAAGUCGAGCGAUGCAAAACAUGUUUGUGUUUAAGUACACUCCAUGCUGCACAACAUAGGUUCUCUCCCUUAGACUCUUUGCAUUAACAGUAAUUGUGAUUUCUCAUCAAAUCUUACCCAGUGGAUCCUAGAACCUGCCAACAGACGCAUCAAUCUGGUUCUGAUACAGUGUCCAAGCUGGAUUUUCUUUUGCAUGGAUGUAAAUUUUCUCUAAUGAGGCUGACAGACCCCCGUAAUAGUGACCUGAAGUUUAUUUUUGGAUCACAGGUUCACGUUUAUCAUUAAAAUACUUCUUUCUUUCAGAUACCUGCUGUCAGGGGUUUCCACAAAAGGCCUGGAAAGGUAUGAGUAAAUAUUCUACAGUAUUUUCUCAAGUCGACAAUUCUUUGUUUUCCCCCUUUUGUUGAAUUAUCUCUCCUUUCACUUAGAUCGUUGUGCACGAGCACGCUCAGUUUGGAGGGCAAGCUUUUGAGCUACACGGCGACAUCGAGGACGCCACCACAAUGAAGCUGUCUCCUGUGUUCUCAGUCAAGGUCAUCAGAGGAUGGUGAGACUUGAUGAUACUCUGAAGUCCCUGCCGGUUUAAUUCCUCAUACACUGUGAAGUGUUUUAGGGCCGCUGUGGAAAAGUGGUGGAGUUUGUUAUCUGUUAGCUGAUUGGUUGGUGGUUUGAUCUCAGCGUCUGUGGUCCACAGUGUGCCUGAACAAGAUAUUGAACCCCAAAUUGCAAAUGGCAAAGCAUCAGUGUGUUAAUGCAUGUAAUUCAGAAUAGUCAGGGCACUCUAUAUAGCAGACAACACCGUCAGUGAAAGGGUUGAAGUGAUGUCCUCUGACUACUCAAAUAGCUUUGAGUGGUCAGAGGACCUGAAAAAACACCUAAUAACAGCCAUCCAUUGAUGAUCUACUAUUUCUGAUGGGGUUUAAAUGAUGCAUUAUACAAUAUAAAUGAGUUAGCUGAACUUCCAGUGUGCUGUCUUUAAUAAUCCUGCUUGUUUUCUGUGUUUCUGCUUGUCUCUGUGGGCUGCUAUCCAAAAGCAGUUUAAUUAUCCCCUUUAGCAAUUAAUACAGCUUUAAUAAAGAGAAGGUUUCUACACUCAGAACUGAUGUUAUUUUCCCUCUCUGUAGCUGGCUGCUCUAUGAAAAACCUGGUUUCCAGGGUCGUAUCAUCGCCCUGGAGGAGGGUCCUACAGAUCAUAUAGUAAACAUUUGGGCUGAGGAGGAAACUCCAGCAACAUUAGACCAGAUGGGUCAGCCUGUCCCAACAGCACCGAUGGUCAUCGGCUCUAUACGACUGGCUGUCAGGGUAAGUUCAUCAGUGGUAAUGCAGUCAGGUUAUUUCACCCUCUGUUUACUCAAACCCUUAACUAUGCUGCAGCCACUAUCUGUUUGACAGGGUCUGCACCAUUUGACAAAUCUGUAACCUGCAUUAUAAAUAUGAGAUAGGGCUAGGCUGAGGUUGGCCUGCAGCAUACAUGGUAUUAGGAGGGUAAAAACAGUAGAUCUGCAAAGUCACGACCCAACCUGAUGAUGCGUCUGCAAACCUUUUACUGCUUUGAAGUCACAAUAAUGGCAUCACUAGUCACUUGAUUACAGCCAGCUAUUUUUUCUUUUUUUUUGUCAUUUGAAUGUAUAAUUUCAAAUAAAAAAUACUGAAAUAAGUGGAGACCUACUUUUCCUGUACACUUUACACAAGCAUGAGAAAGAUGCUUAUGUGUCUAUGUCAGUCUCCUUGCCUCUGCAUGCUCUGUUUGUGUAAUAUGAAGGGGCUAAGUGAAAUAAAACUUCAGUGCCUAAUAGUAACAAGUGACAUUGUUGAAGAGAAGAGCCUUAAAAUCCAAGGAUGCUUCAGAAAACACCUGUAACACAGGUUACAGCAAUGUGACGUCUGCACAAUGAGCAUUUAAAAGUUGGCUCCUUUUAUCCACUGGCUGACUUCUCUAUAUGUUUGUGGAGGGUCCUACCUCUUAGAUAUCCUUUGAAAUGACUUUGGAAGUUAGAAAUAGUUUUCUUUUUUUUCCUUUAUCUCAGACAUAUAAUAUUUUUCACGUACCUUGACAUGUUCUGGUUUUGUCACUUGGUGGUUGGUGUGACGCGUCAUAUCAGCUGGUGUUACGGAGGCUUGACUGUCCUGCCAAAAAAAUUGACAGGACGGUCACGCCUUUCACUGUCUGUUCGCCUCUGCAGGACGCUACUCCAGGAAUGUGAGAGCAUGGAUGACCCCUCAUCCCUGUAAUGGAGGCGUGACCGUCCUGUCAAAAAAACCGACAGGAUGGUCACGCCUCUGUAACACCAGCUGAUAUGACGUAUGAAAAAAGAAAACGAUUUCUAAGUAACUGAAGAAAUUAUGAACAUCUUUCAACUUUGUAAGUUAUAGAGACUCUGAGAGUCAUCUGAUAUGGACUAACUUUUUAAAGUGAGUUGGAAUAAAACUCUAACUACGUUACCAGGUCAGCAAAAUUAUCAAACACUGUUGCUAAGUGUUGCAUUUUUACUCAGUGCAACUAUCACUGCCAUUGACUAUGCUGAGCUGUGCUGAGGGUGUCUUUUUGCUCAUCAGAGAAAAAAAAAGUGGUGGAAGAAUAACUGACAACAAUAAUCAGGACAAUAACUGUCACAUCCUGCAUGAACAAUGCUGGGAAAUUAAAACUAUGUGUUGCUGAGUGGACAAAACAGAGCAGCCUAUUUAUCUUAUCUUCCUGCCUGCUUCAACCACUCCCUUUACUCAGAGUAAAAGCCCAGCUGUGGAGUAUCCAAGAGUUACACUAAUGCAGGGUUAGAUAUAAUCUUUUUGGUUUACCCACUUCUGUAGUUUUCCAAACUUAUCAGCCACUCAGCAUUUUCAGCAGCCAUAGUUUUGUUGUUUGGAAUUUUCGUUCAAUCAAAGUUGACGACGGUGUGCUAAAAUUGACUUGAAGCAGAUUUACAGCCCUUCUCAUUGUGCAGAUAAGUUCAUGCAUGCUCCUGUGUUUUCAGAGGAACAUUUUGCUUAGAGUCUUUGGAAUGAAGAACAGUAGAAUUAGUGAGUUUGCACAAAUGUAAAAGCUCCCCAUGACUCAGUCAAACUGUAACUUUUCUUGUUGUUUACAGGAUUACAGCGUACCCCAAAUUGACCUUUUUACAGAGAUCAAUGGUUUGGGGAGGAUGACAUCCUACUGCGACGACACUGUGGAGACCAGCUCCUACGGUAUCCCACAGACCACAGGCUCCAUUAAGGUCCACUCUGGAGUGUAAGUUCACAUGACAACCUUAGAUGUGAGUCGAUUGAUUAAAAGUAUCAGGAGUGUAUUUAAACAUCAUGGAAACAUUAGUGGUUUGAAAGCCCAUGACUUUGCAGUGACCUUCAGGGCAGAGUGUUCUCUUUCUAAGAAAGAAUGCAUGCUGCAGGCCAGAGCUUGUGGUUGUCAGAUUUUUAACUGCUGCUGGUUAUUGAUGGUUAGCACUGACUAUUCUUCAUUGUGCAAGAGGGUACGACAGGUUUGACACUUUAAAGUACAGUGAGGAAGGUUGCACUCAGCUUUUCUUGUUGUCCUCUUUCUCUUUUUAGCUGGCUGGUGUACACUGAUCCAGGGUUUGGAGGACUUGUAGGAGUGCUGGAGGAGGGGGAGUAUCCCUGCCCAGAGGCCUGGGGUUUCCCUCAGCCCUUCAUUGGUUCCCUCAGACCUCUCCGGAUGGUACACUUCAUCAAAUGUGUAUUAAUGUUUACGCUGUUCUGGUAUGCUUCAAAUCAUUAUGCACCGGUUACAUGUGUAUCUCUCUGUUGCAGGGAGCAAUAAGGGUGGAGCAUCCAACUGAAGUCAAGGUGUGAUCUGCUUUAUAUUUGUUUCAUCUAUAAAUAGCAGCUGUUUGUGGAAAGCUCAUGAAAUUUGAAAUGCAAACACAGAGUCCAAAGUAUCUGUUAGAUGAGUGAACUCAGCCUUAGAAAGUCCUCUGUGAGGGCAAAACAAGUUAGAGAAAGGCAGCUUUAUCCAGGUGAAUCCCACAAGUUUAUCAGAUUAAUGAUGUGAAUGGUCAAUCAUCCUGCAGUCUUAUUACAAACACUCAGAAUUCAGAUUUACAUUCAAAAGAGUUUGCAGAUUAAGAGAAAUGCAGACAAAACCUUCCAAAAAUAAGGGCCUUUUGGGGUCAUUUGAAUGUUAUCAAACAAAUAAACUGAAAUAAACUAAAAUGUGAGAUAAUUUAUAUAUUUGGCGCUCAAAAUUUAAAAACAUGCUACUAAUUUAGAUAACAUGCAGCAUUAUAAGCCAGAGGCAUGUUCAUGAGGGGAAAUAGACAAAAGACAUUAUAAGUAGCUUGGAAAAUGUUUCUCUAUCUUUGAAGACUCACACAACCAAGUAUGAUAUUAAAUCUGUUCUGGCAGUAAUCAAAGUCUCUUAAAAACAAGGUUCUGAACCUGACAUGUUGGCCUUGAAUUGACCUACUAAGGCUUUCAAUAGGAUCAAGUCAAAAUGAUGGCGUACCUACCUACCUUCCUUCACACUCUGCAUGUGCACUCACCUUAUGACCAGGAGAUGCAGGGGUGUGCCGUCUGCUCACAUUUUUCAGCAUGCUCCAAAAAAGAACAAAAUAUUUUUUUUAAGUAUCAAAAGAAACAGUUGGUUUAAAUGUUUAAAGUGGUGUUACAAGCAAAAAAGACAACAAAGAUCUGUUUGUUUUUUUCUGAUCUAUAAUACUGUUGAAUGAAUUUUAAUGAAAAGCAAACAUGACGAUAAACUCAACCCAGCAGUUAAUUUUAUUACCAAUAAAUGAGAGCAGCCGCCCAAUAUAAAUACAGGUGGAACUCACAGCCUUAAGUAAGGGUGAGCUGGGCCAGGAUUACAGUUCCCUCAGUGGUCCCUCCAGAACCAGGCAGGUGUAUCUAAAGAGAAAAGCUCCUGCCCUAAGAGGACUGGUCCAAACCCUUUUAUGGCAUUCCUGUAGUUUCUGACUGCUCUCCGCCUGAAGCCUGUGUGUUUGAUUGACGGACUCAUGCUAAGAAAUACUGUCCCUGCAUCACGCGGUAAUUUGAAGAAUGAAUGGUAUUCCACCCUAGGACAGAAAGGAGCUGACAUGCAUAGCUCUGUGCUCUCAGCACAUACUGGAGGCCUUAGCUCAUCUUUAACUCCUUCCUCUCCAUCGCCCUCUCAGGCCUUACUGUUUGAGAAGCCUAACUUUGGCGGAGAGAGCGUUGAGGUCGACUGUGAUGUGUACAACCUUCAGGAGGAACCAGAAGAAGGAAACACGAACAAGAAGACAAUGUCCACAGUAGGGUCUAUGAAGAUACUCGGUGGUCUGUAAGUAUCCACUGAGCGAAAAAAAACUAGCUAAUUAUGUGGAUAUUUAUCCAGGUAAACUCCUCUGAGGAGCUUUCCUGGAUAUGAAACAGACUGAAUUUAAUGCACAUGCUUAUUUUAUGAGCUAACAGCAUUAAGAUCAAUAUUUGAAUGUAGUUGUGAAACAUGCCUGAAGCUAUAGCCAUGUGUAGGCAUCAUAAGGCAUAUAUUAUCUUCAUUAGCACAAGAAAGACAAGUGAGUUACAGCCAAAUUUCAGUUUUGAAGUUAUUCAGUGAGUGACUGUGUGAGAUGCACUGGUUAGAAGGAAAAAGAGAAGACGAAUGAGGGAUUGUUGUUGAACCCAGAACAACUUGCAUUGAUAGACAUUCAUAAUAAUGAAAACUCUACAAAAGCAUCUAUAUCCAGGUUUUUAGUUCCCAUCCCUUAGUUUGAGCAAGGGUCUGAGAGGUCUGGGUUUAGUGACUGAAUGAAAAGCUCCUGUCAUUAAAUAUCACAAUUCCUACACACUGUACCUUUAAGUAUUGAACGUACAAGCAACAUGUGCUGAUCCUGUUAGGAGGUCAUUUACUGUCAUGGGUGCUAUUAGUGUGAAAUUUAGAUUCCUGGACUUGGCUAAAAAGUGAGAAUGCAACUUUAAAAUCCAUUUUUACACAGUCAUACUUAGAUUCCUCUAGCUUUUUUCUAUAUUGUCUUCCUUUCCCUUGUCUGGUCUGUUUUGUGAUGCCAGCAACAGUGCUGCAUAUCUGCUAGCCAGCUUUUUUCUUAAAAAAAAAAAAAAUAGACCACCUAAUUUCUUCUGAUCUGACCUUCUAUUGAUUUCCAAGAGGAAAUGUUUUGAGUAAAAACCAUAGACUGUAUAUAUACAGUCUAUGGUAAAAACACACUUCAUAUAUAUACAAAAACACACCCAUAUACCUCGUGCAAAGGACAUCAGAAAGUACUGUAAGAGAGUUGUCAGGUUGACCCUGAACUUGUUUUAAGUGUAAAAAGUUUUAAGAAGAAAUAUCUCAAUAUUGCUUUUUGGUUUUGACUCAAACUGUUCACGAGUUUUUGGUUUUAAUCUUUAGUUUCAAACGUUGUUACAUGUGGAGUUUCUAUGAUCAAAUAUUUUGUGUUCUGUGAUGACUUGUUAAGUACUUCCUGCUCAUCAAUAGUAGAUUUCUGUGAAAAUGAAAAACCUCCAGGGACGAUGAACUGACUCACUGUCUCUCCUCAUAGCUGGGUGGGCUAUCAGGACUCGGACUUCGAGGGCCAGCAGUACAUCUUGGAGGAGGGCGAGUAUCCUCACUGCAGUGACUGGGGAGGAACUGAGGACGGGUUUCUCUCCCUGCGGCCUGUGUGCACAGUAAGUAUUAUAUGCAAAACUGAUAACUCAUGAACAGGCUCAUAUGUAGGUCCUCCUGCCUGGUCUUGUCUCAGCCUUUGGCUCUGACACUGAUCUCUGUGGAAAUUAGAAAAUUGGCUCUUCACUUUCUAACUAUUUCACUGUGCUAUUAUCUCUUUAAGGACUUCCUGUCACCUCAUGCCAAACUCUUCAGUGAGCCGCACUUCAACGAGCUUGGGCUCAGCAUGGACCUGCUAGGUCCCGUCGUCGACAUGGACGUCGGCUACGGCACAAAAACUCAGUCUGUCAACGUCAUGGGUGGAGUGUAAGUAAAAAAAACAAGCUAACGAUUUUGUCUGUGCUGUCGUUCACGCCCUUGUGCAGUUUGGGUGUGUCAGCGCUCCUCACCUACAAAUGAUUCAGCGCUCUGUCAUUAUAUACACAAACAAACGCACGCACAUACGUAUAUAGCCUGAGAGAAAACAGAAUAAGGGGGUGAUUCAAAUGUUUUAUCUAUUUAGAGCGAUGAUUUACACUGACAUGAUGAGAAAACUGCUCCUUAAGUUUCUAUUAAUCAUAAACAUGAUACAUUUCGUUUAGAGGAUAAUGUCAAUGUUUGCAGUCAAUCUUGUCUAGAUAAGAAAACACAGAGCUUUUACAAGGGUUUUUUUUACAAUCUAAACCUGUUAACUCCUUUAACAUGUAACAAGUUUUUCAGUUCACAGAUUUUUAUUGGACAGCAAACUGCUCAUUCGAGUUUGUUUAAUGGCAUUUUUGAUCUUUUGUAACAUUUGACGGUUUGCUCUAAAUUGUCCAAACAUCUGCUGAAUGAUUUUAUAACCUUUGAAAGACAUGGGCCUCUUCUACUGACUGAUUGAUUCAGUAUGUGAUAAUGUCAGUCAGGCUGCACUUAUUAAAUGAGGAAUACACAGACUUUUAAUUUUUUUUCUCAUAUUUCAUGAUCUUAAGAAAACAUUUAUUUUUAGAAAUUUUAAGGUUACAUUAAAUUAGUGUGGUUAGUUCUUCCUCUGCAGAGACCACCAUUGUUGAUAAAGUUGAUACCAGAAGUCCCGCCCCUGUUUGAGUUUGAUUGGUCAGUGAUAGUAAAGUGACACUGAGGGGUGCCAGGGCUCCUUAUGUUCAACUAGUUUAAUAAAAAUGGCAUCAGAUGUGUGCUAAAAACUCUAAAGUGCAUCAGCUUCAGUGUUUGUCGGUGAUACUUAAACUCUUCCACCUUGGGGUUUAGCAUCUUCACUUGUUUUUGUCUUCCUGGCAGGUGGGUGGGCUUUGAGAACCCUGGAUUCAAUGGGGAGCUCUACAUCCUAGAGAAAGGACUAUAUGUGUGUCCAGAAGACUGGGGAGCCCAGAACCCAAAGAUCUCAUCCAUACAACCUGUUUUCUAUGUAAGAGCAAGUUUAAAGUGUGAAGAGAGUCUACAGCUGUGAAUGAGUUGAAUCUUUUAAAACAAAUCUCAGAUGAUGCAGUUUUGUUUAUGUAAAACUAUCGUCUGAUCUCUCCCUGCCUCUUUACCAGGACCCUCUGAUGGGAGCUCCAAAAUUCAAGGUGUAAAUCUCUCCAUUAAAGUCUUUAUUUAACAGAUUUACCCUUUAUUUCUAGACCAUGCCAGGUUACUAAACUCUGCUGAUGUGGAUUUCAGGUGAAACUCUAUUCUGAGCCAGACUUCCAGGGAAAACUGGUGACGCUAGAGGAGAGCGCAGCAGCUCUGGAGGAGGACUUCAUUCCCAGGUCCUGUAAGGUUUUGGCUGGCAGGUAAGCACCGCUGACUGACAUCCAAACAAAGCUUUAAACUGUUAACAAGGUUUCUAGGCAUGUAAGGAUGGGCACAGCCGGCAUGUUUGGCUAAAACACUGUAUUUAAAGGGAUAAUUCAGUUUUUUUGAAGUGAGGUUUAUGAGCAGCAAGUGUACGAGUCACAAUAGAUGCUGGUGAGCUUUAAUGAGAAACUGCAGGCAGAACCAAGGCACUCAGUAUGCCGCUGUUUUUGUUUUUGGCAGACGGGGGCGACUCUGCCAUGUCAUUUAAAUAAUUUUGAGAGACUCUGACCCAAAUGCUCCACUUGGUUUAAGUAUGCACUCUUCUGAGAAAAUUUUCAGCAUUUGACCAUCAGAAAGCAUGUUUGUUUUUGCACUAUUUGUGAAUGCAACACACAGAGAAAGCAACAAAAAGAUAUGUUAACCUUGUGAGAAUACACCAUGUUUGCUGCUGAAUUGGACAACUGAGCAGAAAUAAAUGACUUUACACACAUCAAUGUGUCUGCAGAUGGAUCUUGGGCAUUUGGUGCAUCUCAAUUUGGCAUAAUGUGUAAAACUGAGAUGUAAAAUAACAAAAUGUGCACUGUGUCAGUGACUUAUACAUCACAGACUUAAUCAGCUGAUCCCUCUGCAUGCAGGAGAACUCUUCCAUGUGUGAAGUGUCUGCAAAUGCUGCUAAUGGGCUUUCUUAUGAAGAAUGUCUCUGAAGGGCACACACGUAAACCAAGAUGAGUGCUUGGGUCAGAGUCUCUCAAAAAUAGCAGAAUUUUGUGGCAGAGUCGACGCUGUCUGCUGUCUUGGACCUGCCCGCCUCUAUUAUGGCUAGAACACUUAGUAGUGUUUUGUAACUUAUACAACCUCGCUUCAAAAACACUGAAAUAUCUCUUUAACUGGUACAAAUAGGACUGUUGUCAAGGCUGUUUUCAUUGUCUUUUUUUAGCUCAAGGGGCAUUCCUGUAUUUUAAAAUUUGGACUUUUUAACAGAACUGAGGUCUUCAUGCGUUAUUUGUCUUUAGUAGAUUACUAAAGCCACCCGCUAUAACAUAGGCUGUAAUGACAACAACAUCAGAUGGUCAUUUUCUGGGUUAAUUUGGCAUUAAGUGUAAUCAGUCACUCCCUCCUGCUAUAGCUGGGUGGCGUAUGAAGGGGUGGAGUUCACAAACAACAUGUACAUGCUGGAGGAAGGUGACUACCCCAACACUGAGGCCAUGGGCUUCAUAUCUACAGACUGCACCAUCCGCUCCAUCCAGAUAGCUGGACAUGUGAGUACUGCUUCUUGACUGCUGUGUUUAUGUUCCAUGGGUAGUUAAAGAUCAUCAACUGAUAACGAAUCCUCUGUUCUUGCUCUUCAGGAGCUCUCUCUGCCCUCCAUCACAUUGUUUAGUAAGGAGGGCUGCAGAGGUCGCAGGGUGGUGUUGGAUAAAGGAGCCGUCAACCUGCCGCAGGCCGGCCUGGAUGCACGUAUACGCUCCCUGGUGGUGGAGGGAGGAAUGUAAGUCACUGCUCUUCAAAAAGGUCAUGAAGCUUUAGUGCCUAAAAACUGCAAAUGAAUGUAUUUUUGAAAAUUGGUAUUUAGGAGUUUGAAGAAGUAAGUCCUCACUAUCAGUCUGUAAAAUAAAUAAGUAUUUUUCUAUUUAUUCAUGGACGAUAACAGUAAGGCAAACUGUCUGACUUUCCUCCCCUCAGGUGGGUGUUGUAUGAAGGCAGUAACUACUGUGGUCGCCAGCUGCUUCUGCAGCCAGGUGGUGUGCUUGAUUUGUUCAAGACCAGCGGCUGGCAGCGAAUCGGAUCUCUGCGCCCGUUAAUCCAGGUAUGACAACUGCUGUAGGCCCUCCACUCAUAUGUUGAGUGUGUAUUAUAUUUGUGCCCUCGCCUGGGGUGGAAGUGCAACAUUUAUACAGAGAGUCCCUAUCUUGUUGUAAAUAACUUUGAAUAGACCGGCUUUUAUGAACCAAAACUCACCAUGCAGUGCUCAUUGUCUCCCUCCCACAGAAGCAGAUGUACUUCCGUCUGAAAAACAGGGAAACAGGAAGUGUGAUGUCACUGACAGGAAAUCUGGAAGACAUCAAGCUGAUGAGAGUUCAGGCUGUGGAGGAUACCGGAGGGGUGGAGCAGAUCUGGCUCUAUCGGGACGGACAGCUUACCUGCAAGGUACAACAACACAACAACACUGCUGCUAAAACUUCAGUCUGCAUUUAAUCUGCAAACACUCAUGACUAGAAGGUCAAUUAUAGCUGACAGGGAGAACAGAGAGUGUGUCAUUUAUGUUAAAUUAUUGUUUAAGUGGCCUGGGUAUCGUUUUAUAACUCCAGGAAAUGAACUUGAAGUGUUUGGAAACAGCUGUUGCACCCCUGCAGGAACUGUUUCACUAAUUUAACAUUAGGCUGCAAUGUGAGUGUUGAAUUUGUGAUAUUGUUAUUGUAGGUGACUGUGUGCAUGAAAACAAGGGUGGGAUCAGGACAGUGUGAAAGGCAGGAAAACAACAUGAAUUCCCAACAGGCUUUGUUCAUUCACAGUCAACCUCAAACCAUCAAAGAGCAUUUGUUUAUGUUCCUGUCUGUUGUCCUCAGUCAGCAGGAGGUCUGGAGACAUGCAGACUGGCUCCAGACUCGAUUCAGACCUGAUUCAGAGCCAUUUAAACCUUAUCUGUAAUCAUUUCAGAGAUUAAAUUCUCAAACUGCUGAGAUUUCUGGUAAAUGUAGGAAUUAAAAAAUGACAUCACAAUAAGAGAAAUUAUCAAAGUAGACAUAAUGUUAUGAAACAAUAUAUUAUAACCUGAUGUCUGACUUACUUAAGAUAAUUAACCAGCACUCACUAAUCAAAAUCAAAUUAAACUUUACUUAAAGAGCACUUUUCAUGUAUGGACAUACAACACAAAGUGCUGUACACACAUAGAAAAAAUAAAUCAUAAAUGAAAAUAAAAUAAAACAAAUAAAAAAUGAAGUAAUGCAUCUUCAUCCCCUCCCUCAUGUCCUCUCUGUCUGCAGCUGGUGGAGGACUGUUGUCUGGAGACCUCAGGCAGUAUGGUGAUGGCGGGCUGCCGCCUCUGCAUUUCACCAGAGAGAGGAAAAAUCAACCAGCUGUGGAACAUCACUGCAGACGGCCUGGUGCGCUGCCACCUUAAACCUGACCUGGUCCUGGAGGUCAAAGGUCAGACAUUUGUUAAAACUUAGUUGAGUAUAUUAUGGAUUAGAUAGAGUGAGUGCAGAGUCAUCAUUGGGGGUUGGGUGUCUUUGUGGGGGUAAAAACAUUAAAGAUAUGCGGUUGACUUAUUUGUAGUGCAGAAAGUUUCCUAUUGUUCAGCUACUUUUAGUUGAUUUCAGGCUCAAUCCUUGAUCAACAGCUCCAUCUCCUGGUGAACUGAGGAGGUGCAGUUAUGGGAAACAUCUAGCUCUGUGCAACCAAAAGUUCAGUUUUGUGUUGAUAAGAGACGUUUCUUCAACAUAAUUACUUGCUAACUAAUUUUAUUUCCCCAAAUUCCCCACAUUGUGCCAGAAGUGUUUUAUUUUUCAAAAUAUUCACCUGCAUUUUCUCGCUGUUCUCCCCAGGUGGUCAGCAGUAUGACAAGAACCAGGUGAUCCUCAACACGUUUGACGAGAGAAAACCGAACCAGAGGUGGAUUCUGGAGAUCCUCUGAUGAGAUCCCAGCCUUUACUUUUAAGAAAAGCACUGCUGGGGUUGUCACAGCCCCCAAAUUCAGCUCUGCCAGGGGCACUGAGCCCUGUGACGCAGCUCUGCUGUAGCACUCACACCACAGAGGUGGACACCGGGUGGUUUUCUGCAAACACUGCACGCUGUCAUAGUAUUUUAUUUCUGUUUAGUCCUUGUGAAGAGGGUACCCGUCACCCUGACAAACAUUAGUGUCAGUUUUAAGACAAGCUUUUAGGAGAGUGAUGAUUUCGACAAACCAAAGACUCCCCCUCUGUCGUCACUGUACGUGGUGAGAACUCAGCCCUGUCUUGAUGCUGCUUUUUACUGCAUGGUACUUUUCUUCUGCAGGGGUUUAGUGUCUGCUCUUUAGUCAUGUCAUGAAUGUAAUCUUUGUACAGCUGCAAUAUGAAGUCUGAAGGGCCUUCACUCCUAAGAUCUCUGUAGAAAAGUUCUCCUGUAAAGUCUUUAAUUAGAGUUUUAUAGGUUUUUAACUUUUCUUACAGACUCACUGCUUUAGUUUGUACAAAAACAUCAAGUGUAAAGAUUUCAGAUUCACUUUCACAGCAGUAAAAUCUUCUACCUGCUGAUUGUAAAUAUGUGAAUGUAAAAGAAACUGUUACACGAGAUGUGAUUUUCUUGUAUCAUUUUUUUAAAUAAUAAAACACUGUCUCAUCUUGGACAUAAAUGA
Xyrichtys novacula (pearly razorfish) is the source of this 59923-nucleotide messenger RNA. Lineage: Eukaryota; Metazoa; Chordata; Actinopteri; Labriformes; Labridae. The record is from the annotation of a GenBank genome assembly.